GAGGGCGGGGCGUCUCCGAGCUCCGGUUCUCCGGGUGGGAGAGAGGCUCGAGCAGGAAGGACGCGGCCGGCCACGCCGCGGACCCCUCCGCCGCACCAGCCGUGAGUGCACCGAACCCCUUGCUCCUCCUCCUCCUCCCCCUCCCCCUUGCGCGCCCCCGAUCGCGUUCACACGUUCAGCUGCCUUGGAUGGCGAGCGUUCACGUGUCUGCUCAUCCACACGUUCAGCUGCCUUGGAUCGCGAGCGUUCACGUGUCUGCGCUAUUAAGGGGUAACGGUAGCAAUAAGCGUCUGGGAAAAGGGUCUCUGCCCCGCAGGAGUUUGCAAUCAAAGUUUGAUUUGUGGGUUUUUUUUGGGGGGGGGUUGAGUAUCAAGGCUAAGGGGCGACCUGACAGCAGCCACGUGCUUCAGCCACGUGGUCUCGUUUUGUCUUUACAAGGUUUUGUGUAUGUGUGUUUUUAUUAUAAAGGGAGGGGGAUAACUAGGUUGGAUCCUGCUAGCGCCUGCCGUUGUGAUUCCUCCUUUCUCUAGCUCUUCCCCGUGCUUCUUAAUGCAGCUUUAAGCCUCUGUAUUUAUGCUACUGUUAUUACUACUAUUUGAACUGAUUUUAUAAUGAACUGAUUUUAGAAUCUUGUAUUAUUUUACUGUUGUUAGCCGCUCUGAGCCCGACUUCGGCUGGGGAGGGCAGGAUAUAAAUAAAAAUUUAUUAUUAUUAUUAUAACCAGUUUUUUUCUCCGGGGGUACACGUACUCCUAAACAUUUUGUGAAUCUUUGUACUUAUGUCCAUUUACUGUAUUUAUUUCCCCUGAUUUGAACUAUAAAAUGGUGAUUUAAUGAGAGCACCCCUAAACCUUUUUUUAUAGGGAAAAAAAAAGCACUGACUAUUACUAUUAUUAAUUUGUUUAUUACCUGCUCUUUGCCCUAAGGUUCCAGGGCAGGUUGCAGUACAACUCUCUCCCUCUCACCUGCUGUUAGGCUUGCUUGUUUUCUUUUUAGACUAGAAAGCUAUGCUGGUCUCUGGCGCUGGUAGUUUCCCCCUGACAGAAACUCCCCAAAGCGUUCCUUCCUUUGUUAAAUGGAUGCUCUGCCUUUUCCACGAAGAUGCAUCCAAGGUACCUCGCCACGUGAUGUUAUUGUGGGGAGAUUGUGAGCUUUCGCAAGCGGGUCCUGCAAUAAACUGAGCAGUCUUCUGGGUACCACAGCACGCUUUGUGAUUCCACUAGACAUCUAAAGGCAGCCCUGUUUGUUUUUUGUUUAGUCGUGUCCGACUCUUCGUGACCCCCUGGACCAGAGCACGCCAGGCACUCCUGUCUUCCACUGCCUCCCGCAGUUUGGUCAGACUCAUGCUGGUAGCUUCGAGAACACUUUCCCACCAUCUCGUCCUCUGUCGUCCCCUUCUCCUUGUGCCCUCCAUCUUUCCCAACAUCAGGGUCUUUUCCAGGGAGUCUUCUCUUCUCCUGAGGUGGCCAAAGUCUUGGAGCCUCAGCUUCAGGAUCCAUCCUUCCAGUGAGCACUCAGGGCUGAUUUCCUUCAGAAUGGAGAGGUUUGAUCUUCUUGCAGGCCAUGGGACUCAAGAAUCUCCUCCAGCACUAGAAUUCAAAAGCAUCAAUUCUUUGGCGAUCAGCCUUCUUUAUGGUCCAGCUCUCACUUCCAUACAUCACCAUGGAAAACCAUGGCUUUAACUAUACGGACCUUUGUUGGCAAGGUGAUGUCUCUGCUUUUUAAGAUGCUGUCUAGGUUUGUCAUUGAUUUUCUCCCAAGAAGCAGGCGUCUUUUAAUUUCGUGACUGCUGUCACCAUCUGCAGUGAUCAUGGAGCCCAAGAAAGUAAAAUCUCUCACUGCCUCCAUUUCUUCCCCGUCUAUUUGCCAGGAGGUGAUGGGACCAGUGGCCAUGAUCCUCGUUUUUUUGAUGUUGAGCUUCAGACCAUAUUUUGCGCUCUCCUCUUUCACCCUCAUUAAAAGGUUCUUUAAUUCCUCCUCACUUUCUGCCAUCAAGGUUGUGUCAUCUGCAUAUCUGAGGUUGUUGAUGCAUUACUGUAUUUUAAUAUUUUGUUGGAAGCCGCCCAGAGUGGCUGGGGAAGCCCAGCCAGAUGGGCGGGCUAUAAAUAAUAAAUUAUUAUUAUAUUAUUAUUACUAGUGGUAGGGUAUAUCUAAGGUGUACACCUGCCCUCCUGAUCCAGCCAGCCUCCUGCCUCCUCAACCUUUCCCUCCCACCUGCAGUUUGCCACAUGGCCAAUAAAAGGGGGUGCACAGAGGGUGGGAUGGGAUGGGAUGGGGUCUCUUGUGCCCGCUUUCUGCUUCCAGCAUCCCUGUUUUCCCUCCUCUCCCCCUCUUCCUCAUAGCAGUACCAUGGUACCAGGUGCCCUCCAUUUUCUUCCAGUUCCUCUUGCCAGGCUUCUUGAGAAGGUGUUUUGCCCAAAAUCCGUAGAACCAGGUGCGAGGGGCAGAGUGGUUGCUUCUUGAUCAGGGGUGCAGAUCUGCAUUAUUAUUAUUAUUAUUAUUAUUAUUUUAUUAUUUAUAGCCCACCCAUCUGGCUGGGCUUCCCCAGCCACUCUACUAGCAGAUCUCUGGUUGAUUUUGCAACGGAAUUUCUGGCGCCCCGAUGGUUUAAGCACACCAGCAAAACGCCACCCCUCCUGCCCCAAAUUGUGCUUCUGAGAUGAAGGAAUCUCGGAACUGCUUUUUUUUUUUUGCGGAAAAUCCGUGGACACCAUCAGAUUCUGGUGCUCAUAGGAAGCUCUUUGACUCAAACUUGUUUUUAAUUCCGAGUCUGCUUCCCUUGCGUCAAGCUAUGCUUGAUGGAUCUUGGGGCUUUAGAAGAUCCUGCAAGCCCUGGUUUAGAUUGUGUUGUUUAAUACAGGGACCUCAGUGUGAGCUAGAGCUAGGCAAUAACUUUGGAAAGGGGGUUCUGGGGGGGUUGCACAAGAUGGAGGGGAGCACCUGUAUAUUCCUCUUCCUCUCUUUCACCCUAACCACCCAUCCUAUAGUCCAAACAUUUCCCUUUUCUGCAGCUGCUGCAUCUCUUAACAGCUUUCUGGGAGUUGUUCCAUGCAUCCUGCCUUGUGCUGCCCUGCCUUUUUCCUGAUAUAUUAUCAACUUUUUGCCGCCUCCUGCUUCAAGUAGGCAGGCGUACAGUGGGCGAUGAGUGGCUCCCUUGCCCACGAACCUGCUCCCCUUUGCCCCUUUCCCAGUGACACCGUGUUUGGUGCAAUACAGCCUUGGACACCACGGUGCCUUUCUGCCCAAACCCAUUUGCCUUGGCUCCUACCUCUGAGCAAAAUUCCUGCUGGUUUUGAUUCCUGCUCCUCUUUGAUCUCUCGCCUGCUCCUUGCUCCGGACUCCUGUCUUUGCCUUUGGGGAGAUAUUUGUAGGGGGGCCAGGUUGGCACAGAGAGGGUAGGAAAAGGCAGGAAAAGACCUAGUGGUGGUGAGGAUAGAGAGAGAGAAUGCUUCAUUUCUCUCUGCCCCAAAUGCAUUUUAUAGGCUGUGAUAUUCCUGUGAAAUUCUGGCUGAUUUGGGUGGGAGAAUCAAUCAAUUAACACCUUUGUUUUUAACAAGCAGUUCCUUUGUUUUGUUUUGGUACUGCAAUAUGGCACGAAGAGAAGACUGAUUUCACAUAACAGGUUUUAAUCGGCAAACGAAGUGGAAAAAAGCACCAGUUGAUUAAUUGGCAUGAUCAGAUCUUAGUGUAGUUGAACCUUAAGGCCAUACUUCUUGUAUUUAUAUGUUAUUUUGGUCCUUUUUUUAACUGUACGGGAAGUGAGAGGAAGAAAAAUAUUAAAGAUGAUCUUUGCUUUAUUGGCCUGGUUCACACAUAAUUCUAAGCCAUGGUUUGUUUAACGGCUAGCAUUUUAUUUAAAAAAGGACCAUUCUUUCUCCAAAGUAAUGACUAGUUGUUCAUCUGCUUUUCCGUCAUGCCUUUGUAGCUUUGUUUUGGACGGGGUUGCUGAACAAACCAUGGUUAAGGAAGGAUGUUGGACAGGCACAUAACUCAAAGCAGCUGUUUAAAGUAAAGAUUUGUCAGCCAAAAACAAACCAUAUCUUCAAAUGGUGGUUUGUGGGCAGUAAACAUACCAUAGUUAAGUUGUUAGGUAAAAUUCACACAUAAACCUAAGACACGCCUUUAGGAAAUCAUAGCUUAAUAAAGCAUGUUUUCGUGUCUUGGGUGAACCAGGCCAAUGAGAGGCAGUUUAACAACUAAUUCCGAAGAGGUUUUGUGUUAUACACAAAUGUGCUCAAAUAUAUUAACCUGCCUGUGUUGGCUGGGGCUUUUGUCCAAAAUACAUGAAGGGCACCAGCUUGGGGACGUCUGGAAGCCAAACAGUUUUUUAGUUGGCAGUCUAAAAAUCCUUUAAUCAGCCGACAGUUCUAGUUGACGAAGAUCCUGGGAGGCAGAAAAUGGAGGCAGAAGCGGAAGAUAUGAGUGGAAAAUGCAGAGAAGCUGGUUGGGGGGUCCGUUGUUAGGAGACGCCUCUGAGCUUCUGGGGCAGUGGGUCAGGCUCUCUGGGGUGGGUGGGAGGAAAGCUUAUGCCAGCGAGCUCUUUGAGGUGCUGCUACAAGGACUCGUGUUUCUACAGGCCAAGGCCUGCUUUACACAUUCUGCAUUUUCAUGCACAAAGUGGGAAAUGGAAAGAAACCAACGAUGGCUGUUUGGGCUUGGUGGCGUGUGUUGUUUGCAGCCGUGGGCUGCUUGCUUGCGUGUAACAUUGCUGCAUGCAAAUGUCUCCAUGUGCACCUUGUCUCAGAACAAAAAAGGUGCGUGAAUGCUGCCAAAAAGUGCCCAAGAGUAAAAUUCAACUUUGAGCCCACAAAAUGGUCUGAACAUAGAACAUAGAAUGGGGUGGUUGUUGUUUAGCCGUGUCCGACUCUUCGUGACCCCCUGGACCAGAGCACGCCAGGCACUCCUGUCUUCCACUGCCUCCUGCAGUUUGGUCAAACUCAUGCUGGUAGCUUCGAGAACACUGUCCCACCAUCUCGUCCUCUGUCGUCCCCUUCUCCUUGUGCCCUCCAUCUUUCCCAACAUCAGGGUCUUUUCCAGGGAGUCUUCUCUUCUCAUGAAUUGGCCAAAGUCUUGGAGUCUCAGCUUCAGAAUCUGUCCUUCCAGUGAGCACUCAGGGCUGAUUUCCUUCAGAAUGGAGAGGUUUGAUCUUCUUGCAGUCCAUGGGACUCUCAAGAGUCUCCUCCAGCACCAUAAUUGGGGUUAAAUUACCCAAAUAACACUGAUAGAUGAUUUCAUUUACCCAUAACAAUGCCUAGACAAAGAAUGGAUGCUUCCUCCCUAGACACCAAAUGCGUUUUGACCCCCCCCCCGGGGCAAGAUCAGCAAAACCCACACGUGCACCCUCAACCACUGUGAUCGGUAAGCUCUCGGUCGUUUAGUUUAGCAGCGCAUAAACUUUGGAACUCCCUGCCAAUUGAGAUCAAGAUGGUGACUUCACUGUACUCUUUUCGGUGCCUGCUAAAUAGCAUUCUUAUUUAGACAAGCCUGUCCUGACGCUUAGAAAGUUGAGGGAAUUUUAAUCUGUUUUAGUAUUGUUAACUUUUGUAUGUUUUAAAGCAGAGUUGCCAGUAUGUCUUGAUUUCAAUGUUUUAUACAGUGGAACCUCGGGUUUUCAAAUGUAAUCCAUUCUUAAAGUCCGUUCAGCUUCUGAAACGUUUGAAAACCGAGGAUCAAAGGGCUGUCAGCAAGUCCAAUGGGGGAAAUUGAGAAACGAGCCUCGGAAGCCGUUCAACUUCUGAGGCGCGUUUGAAAAUGGAAGCUUUCGCUUCUGAGUUUUUGGCGUUCGGCUUCUGAAACGUUGGGCAUCCGAGAUGUUCGAAAACCGAGGUUUGACUGUAUUUUGUAAACACCACUUGGAGGGUGUUUUGUUUUGUUUACAAUCAAGCGGCAUAUGAAUUUUAUUAAAUUAAAUAAAUAAACAUGCAAUCUUUCGCCCAAGGUGAGCCCGUUGCGUGAUCUCUAUAGACGACCAGGUGGGGUGACCUGACCCACAAUGAAUACAAUGCAGAGCAGUAUAUAGUGGUUUUUUGGGGUUUUUCUUUAGAGCAGUGUAUAGUUAAUUGCAGGGGUAAUUGCAGGACUUAGAUGAUCCUUGAUGCCCCUUCCAACUCUACAAUUCUCUGAUCCUCUAAAUUUUCUGACCCUCUAAUUCCCCUGCUUCUCCAGCUGUUCUAUCAACACUUCCUGAUACCUGCCUUAUUCUGUGUUUACCACCUGUUCCCACUUUUCCUCUCCAGACCCGAGCGACGUGGGGCAGUUCGUCUGUGAGGGUAGGACUCGUCCUUUCCCCUGUGUGUGAAAAAUAAUCUUAUCCACGUUUCCUGCAGAGCAUUCCCUCCACCGAGGGGAUGGGGUCACUCCUGUUUCUGCAUAGCUCUGUGCGUCCACCCCAGCUCUGUAACUAUAUCCAGAAGGUCAUGUAUACCAGACUUGGCUGCAGUCCAGAUCUGGUUAACUCCGUCUCUUUAUGUCGCCGAACAUCUUUUUCCUUCCCUGAUUGUGUUACAAAACUCCUGUUAGAUUUGGCCCACAGACAGGUGAUUGGUUUGAAGAGAGCUGAAAGUGGUUCGAAAGAGAGGAAGCUUUUCCCACGAUGUGUAGACACACUUGCAGUCAUAGAAUAGGAGAGUUGGGGUACCGAGGCUCAUCCAUUCCAACCCCUUGCAAUGCAUGAAUCUCAGCUGAAGCAUCCCUGAUGGUGGAGACGAAGGUGACACCUGGCUUGAGAGCAGUACAUGUGAAAAGGAUCUAGGAGUCUUGGUUGACCACAAACUUGACAUGAGCCAACAGUGUGGCGCGGCAGCUAAAAAAGCCAAUGCAAUUCUGGGCCUCAUCAAUAGGAGUAUAGCAUCUAGAUCAAGGGAAGUAAUAGUGCCACUGUAUUCUGCUCUGGUCAGACCUCACCUGGAGUACUGUGUCCAGUUCUGGGCACCACAGUUCAAGAAGGACACUGACAAACUGGAACGUGUCCAGAGGAGGGCAACCAAAAUGGUCAAAGGCCUGGAAACGAUGCCUUAUGAGGAACGGCUAAGGGAGCUGGGCAUGUUUAGCCUGGAGAAGAGGAGGUUAAGGGGUGAUAUGAUAGCCAUGUUCAAAUAUAUAAAAGGAUGUCACAUUGAGGAGGGAGAAAGGUUGUUUUCUGCUGCUCCAGAGAAGCGGACACGGAGCAAUGGAUCCAAACUACAAGAAAGAAGAUUCCACCUAAACAUUAGGAAGAACUUCCUGACAGUAAGAGCUGUUCGACAGUGGAAUUUGCUGCCAAGGAGUGUGGUGGAGUCUCCUUCUUUGGAGGUCUUUAAGCAGAGGCUUGACAACCAUAUGUCAGGAGUGCUCUGAUGGUGUUUCCUGCUUGGCAGGGGGUUGGACUCGAUGGCCCUUGUGGUCUCUUCCAACUCUAUGAUUCUAUGAUUCUAUUCUAUGAUCCCUGACAGACGGCCACCCAGCCUCUGCUUAAAAACCUUCAAAAAAGGAGGUUGAAUGGCUCUUGCCUUCAGGAAGUCCUUCCUGAUACUCAAUCAGAAUCUUUUUCCUGGUCGUUGGAAUCCACCUGUUUGCUCAAUCUUUCACGUGACAGCCUUUUAGAUAGUUGAAGAUGGCCCUCACAUCGCUUUGUCAUAUCUUCUCUUCUCCAGCUCCCUCAACCAUUCCUCAUCAGGCCUGAUAUAACCGGUAGAAUUCUACAGGAUGGGGUCUUUGUGUGGGAAAACAGUCAAGAUCCAAGGAUCCCCAAAGGGUGGAGAUGUCAGGCAUCAUCUUGGCACCCAGGCAUCAUCACUUGGUCGCAAAAUGCGCCUGGCUAAUUUCAAGCACUGCUUGCUGGUUGUGUUUGUGUGUGCAUACAGUCAUACCUCAUGUUACGUCCACUUCACGUUACGUUCUUUCAGGUUACGCCCCGCGGUGACCUGGAAGUACCGGAAAGGGUUACUUCCGGGUUUCGCCGCAAGCGCAGAAGCGCAAAAUGACGCCACGGGCAUGUGCAGAAGCAGCGAAUCGCAACCCACGCGUGCGCAGAUGCAUCACUGCGGGUUGUGUUCUUUUAAUGUUGCGAACGGGCCUCUGGAACAGAUCCCGUUCACAACCAGAGGUACCACUGUACAUAUAUAUGACAUACUGUUACAUGCAUAUUUUUGGACAUAAAGUUGGGGCCAGUUAGACAUGGUGGUUUCUCUCCCGCCUUUUCUCUCUCUCUCUCUCUCUCUCUGCUGGAAUAUCAUAGUUCUGGCAUCGCUAGGCGUGAUCUCUUGAGCACAUAGAGUGGCCUUCUUUCCCUCUACGCUAAGAGCCUGGCAAACAGCGACGGUCAGUUCCCCUUAUCCCUUGCAGAAGGAUAAAUCAGUUGUGUGCUGGGUAGGGGGACUUUAGUUUUAAAAUGGAAGAACUAUCUGAUGGUAAGGGCUGUUCGUCAGUGGAAGCAGCUCCCUCAUAAGAUUGUGGAGGUUUUUAAGCAGAGGUUGGAUGGCCACCUGCCAGGGAUCCUUUAGCUAUGACAUUGCAGAGGGUUGGGCUGGAUGACCCAACCCCUGGGGGGUUCCCUUCCAAGGGGCUGGAUGACCCCUGGGGUUCCCUUCCAACCCUAGGUAUCUAUAAGCUUUCUUCUGAGCUCUUUCGCCUGACUCCAGGGGUGUGGGAAUGGCUCACGUUAACCAGCACAGCCACCUUGGGUAGGGACAGAGGAUGCGGUGUGGGUGUGGGUGGGUGUGUUGCAUGAACCCUAAGGGGCCGUGGUGGUGUAGUGGUUAGAGUGUCUGGCUAGGACGUGGGAGAGCUGGGUUCGAAUCCCUACUUGGCUGUGAAGCCUUUAGUAAUCCUCACAGAACUCUAGCCCAAUGGUUGCCAUUAAUUUGAUUUUGAAUUGAUUUUAAAAUGAAUUGAUUUUAGAAUGAUGUUUUACUUUUAUUGUUGUUAGCUGCUCUGAGCCUGGCUUUGGCUGGGGAGGGCGGGAUAUAAAUAAAUUAUUAUUAUUAUUAUUAUUAUUAAGCUCACUGGGUGACCUUGGGCCAAGUUGCUGCCUGAGAAUGAAAUGUGAGAGGGGAGACCCCUGUACCCCACCUUGAGCUCCUAGGAGGAGGAGUUGGGAUAGAAAUGGAAUAAAAUAAACAAACACACUCCAGGUGCCCAGCUUCCUUUUUUAAGGGCAAGUCUCUAGCGUUUGUGAUACCUAAAACGUCCAGACCCUGGUUGGUUGAUUGGCAGCUGUCUGUCUCGAGAGACAAUGGAGUUUGCCUCCGGGGGUGAAGUCAAACCGCUGCAUUAGCAGCACCGAAGUGACCUUUCCAUGGUAUUUACAGAUAUACUGUAUCUCAACAGGGAGGCUCUGUGUUGUUGUGGCUAAUAACCAUUGAUAGAUUUCCUUGUCCAGGAAGCUAGCUUCUUCUGCCUCUUCUUCCUUUAAAUUUGCCAAAGCGGCUGGUGGGUCCCGGACACCGUCUGCCAUGGGCUUCUGCCAACACAGAAAAGGAAAGGGUGGGAUAGCUUGCUUCAGGGGGCACCCUAUGCAGGCGAGGGUGUGCCAGGGCGGGCGCGGUGCCAGCCUCUGCAGCCGAUGUGCCUGCUGCCAGCCGGUUGUUGCUGAUGUUGCCUUUGUCCUCUCCGCCUCCUGAAUCUUCGCCGGAGAUCUGGCUGGGAUGCCUUCGCCCAAGAGCUGAGCCAAACAUUGGCUUUAAUUUAUUUUAAAGGGAAACAAACCCCGUUUCCCUUCCUUGCCAGGCUCUCUCUGUUCGCCUCUGGAAUUUUUAUUCUCUGCCGGGGAACAGCCCAGAAUGCGCUGGCUGCAAAAGAGGGAAUCGCCUUCGGAGGCAAGAGCAAACGUAUUUGCAAGAGGAGCAAACGUAUUUGCAAGAGGAGCAAGGGGUCUGUGCACCGUCGGCGCUUUCUGGGUGUGAAAUUUCUGCCUAGCUCACACGAGAAAUCUGUGUUCUGGGAGUCAUAGAAUGGUAGAGUUGAAAGGGACGCCAAGGGUCAUCUAGCCCUACAAAAUUUACCGUAUUUUUCGCUCCAUAAGACGCAACUAGUUUUUAGAGGAGGAAAACAAGAGAAAAAAAUAUUCUGAAUGAAACAGUGGGUGUAUGAUUUUUGUGGUUCAUGCUGUGGCCACAGACAUGAUAUGUGAUUUGACGGUGAGUUUGGCGUAGCCCAAUGCAAAAAUCCUGAGGAUCCAUGUGGAUCAGUGCUUUGUAACCACGUUUUUGCACUAUUGCGGCCCCACGAAACAGUGGAUGCGUGAUUUUUUUGGUGCAGGCUGUAGCCAUGGACAUGCAAUGUGAUCUGAUGGUGAAUUUGGGGUGACCCAAUGCAAAAAUCCUGAGGAUCCAUGGGCUUUUACCUCCCCCCUCCCAAGCAGCCUCCUUUAUCGCUAGUGUCCCUUAUCUCCCUCCUGAUCGCUUGCCGAUCAGCUGCUCAGCAGCUUCGUUUCAACACCCCUUUCCUUCUUUCUUUUUUAAAAAAAACCCACGAUCUGCUUUUCGCCCCUGGGCAAUUCGGCUCCAGGGACUACGCAUAAGACGCACAGACAUUUCCCCUUACUUUUUAGGAGGAAAAAAGUGUGUCUUAUGGAGCAAAAAAUAUGCUAGUCACAUAGAAAGUGGACAUGAUAGUGUUUGUAAUUGACUCCUUGGGAAGUCCGCCUCCGAAUCGAGCCAGGGAGUCUAUAUCCAUCAGGCCUGCUGGAAUCAGUUGUGACUCCUGCAUGGCUUCCAACACCGCAGUUCUAUGACCAGUGUCUCACCCUUCAGUUUCAUACAGUCAUAGAAUUGUUGGAAGGGACCACAAGGAUCGUCUCACCCAACCCCCUUAGGACCCCUUUGCCCGGCAUGGUUCUCAAAUCCACAACCCUGAGAUUAAGGGUCUUAGGCUCUACCAACUGAGCUGUCAAGGUUUGAUGGUUAAUAGCUAAAAUUCCUUCUCCUUGUCCUUCUUCCCAGUCUCCAGCGUCAAAAACAGCAGCCUGUGUGCAAGGGGAGGACAUUAAAACUAGAUUAUUUUUAUAGAAAACCUUUUUCCCCCCAGGUGACCUUGUUGAAGAGCUGGAAACAGAAUAACCUCCUUUCUCUUUCUGUGCCAAAUAAAUGGAGCAGGUCCUUUUCAUUUUAGGGUUUGCUCCGUCCGCAGAGCUUGGCGCUUGCCUCACCUCUAUCUUGGCUGAGUUCCUUUAUUCUGCCAGAGGCAUGCGAGGGUGUGGACUUCCAUCAUCAUCAUCAAACCUUUAUUGGCAUCCCUUGCAGAAUAAAUAGGCCAAUGCGAUCUCGUCACCAUUUCAACAGUACAGUCAUUUGCCAAAGGGAAGAAAAGGCGAGCGAUCUAUUUCACCUCUGUGGGUCUCCAGCAAGGGCAGGGUCCUGUAGCGUACUUGGGCAGAAGAAAAUCAAAUAGAGGAACUUGGCUACUGCCUUGGUGAGCUCCUGGUCUCUCCCCUGUAAUAAGCAUAUAACCUCUGUCUCUGGUUUCCAUGUUGGGAUACAUAGGUGGUCUAAGAAUUGUUGGUGGAGAUCAUAAUAUAUUUUGCAUUUAUUUAUUUUUUAAAAUACAUUUUUAUUGAUUUUUUAAAAAAUAUAUCAGUUCCAACAGUCAUACAAUACAUCUUCUCAUCUUAUACAAUAUUUUAGACUUCCGUCAACACCUCUGAUUUUCCGUUCUUUAUCACUUAUUCUGCAUUUCUUAAUUUCUAUAUUACAUUUAAUUGUCCUUAACUAUAAUUCUCUUCAUAGUCUUACGUGCAGUAUUUAAAAUAAUCCACCUUACAGAACUUCUUGCAGUCCAACUAGCGUAACCUGUUAAUCACAAUUACUUUCCAAAUAGUUCAUAUAUUUACUCCAGUCUUCUAAGAAUCUCUGAUCCUGCAGGUUUCAAAUCCUUCCUGUUAAUUUGUCUAAUUCUGCAUAGUCCAUCAACUUCAUUCUCCAUUUGUUGGUAAUUCUUCUUGUUUCCAAACAUAUUUUACAUUUAAGGGCCAUGUGAGCCAGAGUUUUCACCAGGUGAGCAACACAUGGGCAGAUCCUAUCUCCUUCUGCCAUACCCGCAAACCUACCCCAAAGGAGGAUAGAAGGAUUACAAUUGAACCUUGUUGUUUAGUCGUGUCUGCCUCUUCGUGACUCCAUGGACCAGAGCAUGCCAGGCCCUCCUGUCUUCCACUGCUUCCCGCAGUUUGGUCAAACUCAUGCUGGUAGCUUCGAGAACACUGUCCAACCAUCUCGUCCUCUGUCGUCCCCUUAUCAAGGUUCAUGGUUCUUACAUUCCAGGUUCCUAUGCAAUAUUUGUCUGUACAGCAUUGGACUUUCCUUUCGCUUCCAGGCAUAUCUGCAACUGAGCGUCCUUUCGCCUUUGGCCCAGCCACUUCAUCAGCUCUGAAUCUACUUGUACUUGUCCUCCGCUCUACUUGUACUUGUCCUCCGCUCUUCCUCAGUAGCAUGUUGGACACCUUCCGACCUGAGGGGCUCAUCUUCCAGCGUCAUAACUUUUAUAUGCCUGUUGUCUUUCUCCAAGGAGUUUUCUUGGCAGGGAUACUGGAGUGGCUUGCCGGUUCCUGCUCCAGGUGGAUCACGUUUGGUCAAAACUCUCCACUAUGACCUGUCCAUCUUGGGUGGCCCUGCACGGCAUAGCUCAUAGCUUCUCUGAGUUAUUCAAGCCCCUUCGCCACGGCAAGGCAGUGAUCCAUGAAGGAGACAAUUGAACCUAGCCAGCCAAAAAGCCCUUCUUUCUUGUGGGUUGAACAAAAAUGGUAAAUAAUUAAGGUUAAAUUUCUGCGCCCAGGAGACUCAAAAAUAAAGAGGGGAACAUGUUUUCCCCCACAGCUGAGAUGAGUUCCUGGCAGUCUAUGUCCCACAGCCUAUUUUAACAUGGCCUUGGCGAUUGGAAAAGCCACAGCACCCAGGAGAUCCUCUGAAAGCCCAAGUUGCCGUGACUUUGUGCAAAACAGUUGUAGCCUCGGGGAAGGGAAAGGGUCUGACAGUGAGACAGUGGACUUUCGGUGAGAUGUUUUUGAUUCCUGGAGCCCUUGCCUCCUGUUUGUGCAAGGAAAAGCAUUCCUCAUGUGCGAAGUUGCCUUUUUUUGCAUCCUGAUGGAUGGAAGUGAGACGAUGCUGUUGCCGCGGCAACGGAAGCGAUGACAUGCCUGGAAACCUUCUUCGAACUUUGAAGGUUUGAUGAGGGCGGCAGCUGCGCCUUUUCUCAAUUCAAAACUUUUGCAAGCUCCUUGAGGCAGGGACCUUUCUCUUCAGGAAUGGCGUUCCGUGUUUGCAUCGAUGGUGGUGCAUGGCUUAAUAAAAAAAACAGUCCAUACAUGCCGUGAUCUGGGGGGCGGGGGGGGGCGGUCCCAGGAAAAGCUUCCCUCUGCAGAGUCGGGUGUUAACAUAUAUCUGACUUUCUAAACUGGAUGUCCUGCUAUAAAAUAGGUAUAAUGUGCAGCCAAGUGGGGCAGAACUCUACCCUUCUCCCCGCUCAGUUAUUUAAGCUUUCCCACAGGAAAUUUUCCAUUUCGUAAGGUAAACAACAAAAGGGUGCAAUUGCAAAUAAAGAUUAAUCAAGAUAUUAUUAGGCGAGUUUCCAAGUUUUUCCCUUGGCUUACUAAAUGCAAGUAAGUAAACAUGCUAACUUAGAUCAUUCUUGAGAAUAGGGGGGUGGGAUCUGUGGCCCUGCAGAUAUUGUUGCUGUUGUUUUGUUGUUUAGUCGUGUCCGACUCUUCGUGACCCCCUGAACCAGAGCAUGCCAGGCACUCCUGUCUUCCACUGCCUCCCUCAGUUUGGUCAAACUCAUGCUGGUAGCUUCGAGAACACUGUCCAACCAUCUCGUCCUCUGUCAUCCCCUUCUCCUUGGGCCAUCCAUCUUUCCCAACAUCAGGGUCUUUUCCGGGGGUCUUCUCUUCUCAUGAGGUGGCCAAAGUCUUGGAGCCUCAGCUUCAGGAUCUGUCCUUCCAGUGAGCACUCAGGGCUGAGUUUCUUCAGAAUGGAGAGGUUUGAUCUUCUUACAGUCCAUGGGACUCUCAACUGGACUCCAACUCUCAUCAUCCGCAGGACCUAUGGUCAGUGAUUGGGGUGACAGGAAUUCGGAGUCCAACAACACCUGAAGGAGAUUGUGAGCCGCUUUGAGACUCCUCAGGGUAGAGAUAAAGCGGGAUAUCAAAUCCAAACCCUUCUUCUUCUUCUUCUUCUUCUUCUUCUUCUUCUUCUUCAAAAACUGAAGCAAUUAUUUCCAGGUUUUCGGUGUUCGAAAGCCGAAACGUUCGACUUCUGAGACGUUCAAGAACCGAGGUUCCACUAUAUGUGGGCUGUCCCUGUUCCAAGUGAUUUUUCUUCUUUAAGUUCUCAAAGCUCUUAACCUGGCUGAAGGCUGCCCUCUGAUCUAGCCAGAUGUUUAACUGAGAAUCAAUCACAGUCAGUACAUCAUUUGAAAGAUAAGACAUUGGAGGUGUCUGGCCCCAUAAUGGCAACUAGACUGUUUUGGCGACUGUAACCUUGGUUUAAGGAGCGAUUUCUCUCCCAGCUUAUAUAUUGAUGAGUUUCUAACCCUGCUCUCUCCCUGCUCCGUUCAGCCGCAUGGCUUCAAAAUCCCCAUACAUUUUGCAUGACGUCAUGCGCAGUGCCAAGGCAAGCAUGCAACCUGCACCCUUUGCUGCCUUUUGGAAGACGGCUGGCUCUUGUCUGGCUGCUUCCAGGCCCUGCCACCCUGGUUUCCCUGCCUACCUGGGAAAUAGAAGAUUUGGUGGGGCAGGUGGGGGGCUGCCUUUUCUGCUUAUGUUUCCAAAGUACAGUAAUGCACAACAUUCCCUGCACCCCAACACGACGGGGACAAGAUUAUCGUGCUUGGCUUGGUGCCAGCUGCAUGAGACAGGGCAGGAUUCGGUCUGCCGCUGACUGUUGGAAGGCAGCGAUUAAAUUCUCCCACACUGUCUCUGCAAGACAAAUUAGUACCCUAAAUACACUCGGCUGUGUGUGUGUGUGUGUGUGUGUGUGUGUGUGUGUGUAGAGCAGGCUUUCAUGGUUCUGCUGCCGAUGACGGAAAUCUAGCAGCUUGAUCCUGUUAGGGUUUGCUCUGAAUGCUAAGCAGCGGGCAAAAUGGAUUUUUCAAAAUCUCCUUUUGAAAAGGAUAACUUUCCGAUAUGGAAGGAAGCUGGGAACUUGUACCCUCUAAAUCUGUAAGCUCUUUUCAAAGACAGAAGGCACUGGAAUCUUUAAUACUUUCUUUGUGUUGGCUACAGGAAUUGGUAUAAAGGGGAAUGAAUUAUUGGGUUUUAAAUUCUAUUUCCACCCCAAAGACAUGGAGCUCUUUGCCAGAAGUUUCAUUGGGCUUAUUUGGCUGGCGUGAUUUUUUUUGGGUACAGCUGAAGGGGCUGCUCCUUGCACUUAACAUUUCUCUGUUUAUCUUUUAAAGUUUGUGCCAGGGUAACAUUUUUCCACGUUGGUAAAACUCACGGACCUCCAACAAAGCUCAGCGCUGGAAGAUUUCAUGGCAGGCAAGACAAAAUACUACCUCACGCAGCGUGCAGUUAAACUGUGGAACUCCCUGCCACAGGAGGCAGUUCUAGCCAAGACCCUAGGUGGUUUUGAAAGAGGAUUGGGCAAAUUAAUGGAGAAUUAGGCCUCUGAAUGCCCUCCGCUGGCAAUUGCUCGUGGGGAGAAUACAGUAAUCUUGAAUUGAGGUCCUGCUCUUGAGUUUCCCGCGGGGAUGUGAUUGGCCAUUGAGAGAACAGGAUGCUAGACUAUCCCCCCAGUGACUCAGUGGGUCAGUUUGCAUGGCUGUUCACCAGAAGGUUGGUGGUUCAAGUCCACCCAGGGACAGGAAUUCUGCAUUGCAGGGGGUUGGACUAGAUGACCCGUGGGACCCCUUCCAGCUCUACAAUUCUGAGAUUCUCUGACCUACAGCUGGGUGGUCAACAAUGUCUAGGCAACACGAUGACCAUGUACAUACGCAAUAGACAAUCUUUAUAGAAUUCCUUCAAACCAUAACAAGUACAAAAUGAGAUCUUUAGUCUCAAAGUCUCUGAAAAUCUGUAAAUGAAGCGAGGUACCAGACUUUGUACAAUGAAAGACAAGCUGUGAAGCUUUGUGUAUUCAGCAAAUAUGAUGUCCAACACUGAACAGUGAUUCCAGAUAUUGACUACUGUUUCGUAGAAUUCUUUGUCAGUGUAGUGGGAGGAUAUAGAAUUGCUUCAUAAACCCAUCUUAUUUUAAAUGAAUGUAUGUAAAUGAAAAUAUCAAAUGCUGUGAACAGUGCUCAUGUCAGACGCUGAUGAAGAAUUCUAUGAAACAGUAGUCUGGAAUCACUGUUCAGUGUUGGACAUCAUAUUUGCUGAAUACCAGCAAAUUCAGGCCAGUUUCCAAAGCAAAUUAUUCUAAUUCUGCAGAGGGAAAUUUUCUAGCCAACACUCCCAAUGCAAAAAUCCCGGAAAGGUUAUUGCUCAGAAGCUUGCCCCAGUGAGUAGGAUGCAAUUGCUUUCAAAAAAAGUAUAGAGUUGGAUUUUAAUUUUUAGUAUAACAGAGCAGUUUAGUUACUGUUUGGAAAAUAAUUCCUUUCUGCUAUAUUUAAUGCCAACAGCACACACAGGGUGGAAGCUGGCCAAUUUGUUCUUGGUUUUUCUAGGGAGAUAAACACCAAUUUGUCUAGUUGUCCUGAAAGUACAUAGAAAACUGGACAGGUGGGGAUGGGAUGCACUUUUAACCUUCUUAAACUGUGAUGCCCAGAAGUGGACACAGGACUCCAGCUGGGCUUUAACCAGUUCAGAAUAGAGAAGGACCAUAACAAAACCCAAUGUUCAGUUAUGAUAUUUGGUUACCAUAAGGACAAAAGAGGGAGCUUGCAGGAUCAGGCCAAUGGCCCUUUCAGUCCAGCAUCCUGUUCUCACAGUGGCCAACCACAUGCCCCGGUGAAAAACCCGCAAGCAGGAUUCGAACACAAGAGCCCUCUCCUCCUCCAUGAAUUUGCCUAAUCCUCUUUUAAAGCCACCCGGAUUACUAGCCAUUGCGGCAUCCUGUGGGAGGGAGUUCCACAGUUUAACCAGUCGCUGCGUGAAAGAAGAGCUUCCUUUUCUGUGUCCCGAAUCUUCCAAUGCAUCUGAAGGACCAGGUGCGCAGCCUGGGAGUCAUUUUGGACUCCCAGCUGUCCAUGGAGGCGCAGGUCAAUUCUGUGUCCAGGGCAGCUGUCUCCCAGCUCCAUCUGGUACACAGGAUGAGACCCUACCUGGCCACAGUCUCUCCAGAGUGGUGAAGGCUCUGGUUAUCUCCCGCUUGGACUACUGCCAUGCGCUCUCCGUGGGGCGACCUUUGAAGGUGACCCGGAAACUACAACUAAUCCAGAAUGUGGCAGCCAGACUGGUGACUGGGAGCGGCCGCCGAGACCCAUAUAACACCGGUCCUGAGAGAUCUGCAUUGGCUCCCAGUACAUUUCCGAGCACAAUUCAAAGUGUUGGUGCUGACAUUUGAAGCCCUAAACGGCUUCGACCCAGUAGACCUGAAGGAGCGUUUCCACCCCCAUCGUUCUGCCCGGACACUGAGGUCCAGCGCCGAGGGCCUUCUGGUGGUUCCCUCCCUGUGAGAAGUGAGAUUACAGGGAACCAGGCAGAGGGCCUUCUUGGUGGUGGCGCUCGCCCUGUUGAACGCCCUCCCAGAUGUCAAAGAGAACAACAACUAUCUGACUUUUAGAAGACAUCUGAAGUCAGCCCUCUUUAGGGAAGCUUUUAAUGUUUGAUGCAUUACUAUAUUUUAAUAUUCUGCUGGAAGCCGCCCAGUGGCUGGGGAAACCCAGCCAGAUGGGCGGGGUAUAAAUAAUAAAUUAUUACUAUUAUGCAACAUGUAAUUUUAUAAGCGGCUGUCAUGUCACCUCCUAUGGCCUCUUCUCUAAGCUCAAAAAUCCCAAACACUGCGACAUUUCUUUGCAGGGUAGCUGCUCCAUCAUCCACGCAGUUCUUGAGAUUUUACACGCACCACGUAGACCCAGUUCUGUUAUCUGUCUCGGUGGCUUCCGGGGCUGAGUCAGGAUUUGUGGCGCUGCGGCAGCUGCAGCCAUUGCGUUCCCUGCGAAGCAAGCACAGACCAAACAGAAAGUCCCCCCCAAAAGCCUAGCCCGGAUUACACAUUCAGCGAGGAGGGGAGCAGGAGAAAUGGCUGUGAUCUUUCAACGCACGAAAGCACAGCAACGGCUAUAACCCCAUAUGUCUGCACCAUUUUGGCAGAGGGAUGUGGUUAGUGAAAAAGGCAUUAUAUAUAAAGUCUGGCGGCUGAGAGCCAAGCCCUGGGGUGUUUCGGCUUUUAAAGAGCUCCCUUCCUAAUGGAAAUGGGCUCGGUAAAUAAUAUUUCCACGAGGAGGGAAAGGGCGGGGGGAGAGAAAUCUAUUUAGUGUUCAGCGUAGUAAGAUGGAGGAAGGCAGCUGUUGGAGAGACAGCAAACACACAGAGUUGCCCCAUUUGGGGUUUUUUUAAACCCAGGUACACGAAGCCAAGUUUGAGCUGUCGUGGUGGUGAGUCUGUGGCCCGUGGCUCUAAUUUGGCCCAACCGGAGAUCUAAUUUAACCCAGAAGGCCGUUUUUCCCCAAACCACAACCCAAACCUGCCCUCCCACAUCUGAGAUCAUCAGGUGCAGGGAAGGUAGUAAGGAGAAUAGGCCAUUUAAGACCUUCGAAAAGUUAAAAUACUGUUGUUGUUGUUUAGUCGUGUCCGACUCUUCGUGACCCCCUGGACCAGAGCACGCCAGGCACCCCUGUCUUCGUUAAAAUACUAGUAAGCUACAAACAGUUAUAAAACUCUCAAUAAACAAAGAGCAGAUUAAAUAUCCGGGUAAGCUUGUCUAGAGGGACGCGGGUGGCGCUGUGGGUUAAACCACAGAGCCUAGGACUUGCCGAUCAGAAGGUCGGCGGUUCGAAUCCCCACGACGGGGUGAGCUCCCGUUGCUCGGUCCCUGCUCCUGCCAACCUAGCAGUUCGAAAGCACGUCAAAGUGCAAGUAGAUAAAUAGGUACCGCUCCGGCGGGAAGGUAAACGGCGUAUCUGUGUGCUGCUCUGGUUCGCCAGAAGCGGCUUAGUCAUGCUGGCCACAUGACCUGGAAGCUGUACGCCGGCUCCCUCGGCCAGUAAAGCGAGAUGAGCGCCUCAACCCCAGAGUCGGCCAUGACUGGACCUAAUGGUCAGGGGUCCCUUUACCUUUAAGCUUGUCUAAACAGGAAUGCUUUUAGAAGGCACUGAAAAAAAGCCAUCACUGAGAAGGCCCUGGCCCUGGUGGAGGAUAGUCUGACUUCCUUAUGGCCCGGGACCUCUAAAAACUAUGAUUAUUCAUGGACCUUAAGGUCCUCUGCAGGGCAGACCAGGAGAGGCGGUCCCAUAAAUACGAUUGCCCUUAUGCCCACUUGAGCUGCCUCCACGGUCAGUCGGAGGCAGAAAUGCUUCUGAAUGCCUCUUUCUGGAAACCACAGGAUGGGAGAGGGCUGGUCUUGUGCUUGAAUCAGCCCAGUGGCCCACCCCCUCCAGCCUCCUGUUCUCGCAGGGAUCAACCAGGUGUCCAUUGUGGGAAACCAGCAAGGAGGACCCCAACGCAAGAUCCCUCUCCUCUCCUGUGGAAGCAACAGCAGAGCCAUCAUGGCUGGGAGCCACCCAUAGUCCUCUCCUCCUCCACAAAUUUGCAACCCGGUGCUAAGUAUGUUUCCUUGAAAGUGAGCCCCAUUCUGACCAGUGAAUAGUGGGGGUCAAAUUGCACCCUAGUGGGGCAGCCCUAUAGGGUGUUGACUCGGAUGUGGUUCCCUUUGCAUGCAGUGGGGGCUUCUUGAAGGUAAGCCUGCCUCGUAGGAUUGCAGCCUUUGCCUCCAAGGUGAUUUUCCCUAAUCCCUUCCUUUUCUUGCUAAUCCCAUAAGACCCUCAGUUAGCACAAUCCUUUCCCUGUAUGUUCAUUCCCUCCCUCCCUUCCAAGCACAAACAAUCUAUUUUGCUCUGCCAUUUUUGGGAAUGCUAGAAAUGUGUUUUGUUUUUAUUCCCUGUGUUUUAAAGCCCUAUACGGCCUAGGACCCACGUACUUAUGGGACCGCCUCUCCUGGUAUGCCCCAUGGAGGACCUUAAGGUCCGCAAAUGGCAACACUUAGGAGGCCCCAGGUCGCAAGGUGGUUAGAUUGGUCUCAACUAGGACCAGGGCCUUUUCAGCACUGGCCCCGACAUGGUGGAACGCUCUGUCACAAGAAACUAGUGCCCUGUGGGACUUGACAUCUUUCCGCAGGGCCUGCAAGACAGAGCUGUUCCGCCUGGCCUUUGGGUCGGACUCAGUCUGACCCUUCUGUUUCCCUCCCCAUAUGGUCUUGAUCUAUGGGCUACUUUUAAAAUGAGUCUGCAUUUUAAAUUGCAUUUUAACCUGUAUUUUAAAUUGGUGUUUUUCCCCAUAUUCAGAUUUUACUGUAAUUUUACUGGUGUUAGCCGCCCUGAGCCCAGCUCUGGCUGGGGAGGGUGGGGUAUAAAUAAUAAUAAUAAUAAUUAUUAUUAUUAUUAUUAUUAUUCCUCUGUGCAUAAAAUGCACAUGUGAUGAUAACACACAAAAACAUGUCUACAGUUCACCUUGAUUUCAGGUCUUUGGGAUCCCUCCUCCUCACUUUUCUGCACCUGCUCUGAGUAGGCUGCUCCUGCCCUUGGUUCACCUUGAGCUCUUCUGACGCUGCCUUAUACUGUGCUGGGUAGGCAAACUAAGGCCCAGGGCAUGUAUCUGGCCCAAUUGCCUUCUCAAUCCGACCUGCGGGUGGUCCGGGAAUCAGUGUGUUUUUACAUGAGUAGAAUGUGUGGUUUUAUUUAAAAUGCAUCUCUGGGUUAUUUGUGGUGCAUAGGAAUUCAUUCAUUCCUCCCCCCCAAAUAUAGUCCGGCCCCCCACAAGGUCUGAGGGACGGUGGACCAGCCCCCUGCUGAAAAAGUUUGCUGACCCCUGGUCCAGGGUCUCAGUUAGCAAGUAAUGGCCAGUGUCAGACACCCAUGUGGGUUUUCUGGAGGGGUUUUCCUGUGCAGAUUAGGAUCAUUUCCCUCUUGCGUUCAAAAUAAAAUAAAAAUGAGAGUGAUCUGAUUUAGCUUGCUUGUUUCCUGAAUGCAAGGAAGAGAGAGCUAAGAACGGUGAAGCUGUCAAGCCUGAAUAAAUAAAUAAAUUUUCCGCUCUGCAUCACUUGAUGUCCAGGGAUUGAACCUGAGGCAUUCUGCAAGCCAAGCAGCUGCUGUGUCUCUGAGCUAUAGUCCUCUCUGCCUGGGAAAAAAUGGAUAUUUCUUCGAUUUCUCCCUCCCAUCCUCCCAUCUCCAUUUCUCAGUCAGACAUCCAUCUGUUUGAAGGCCGUGGGGGGUGAGCUGCCUGAGUCUUGCCAGUAAAAUUACUGAAUGGCAGGUAGGGAUGGUUUCGAAAAAAAGGGAAUGUAGACAUGCUGCUGACAGUAGACUGGAGAUCCAUUCUUUUCUUGAUGGGGGAAAAAACAAAACCCAAAACUCUUUCAAGGAACAAAGCAAACAGCGCUUUACUUAGAGCAAGCCCCCUGAGUUCCGUCUUGUGGAGCCCUUCCUUUUAAUUUUAUGUGGCUGCAUUCCUGAAAAUGCAAUAUAUCAUAGUUAAAAUAAAGAAAAGAAAACGUACCCACCACCCACCCUAUUGUAACAGAUGGCAUGAGAACAGCCCCGAUUUAAAACCCUACUGUAAAAGCCUGUGUGAAUUCAUGUUUUGUCACUUUUAUUAUUAGUAUUAAUAUUCUGUUGGGAGCCACCCAGACUGGCUGGGUUAAUAAUAAUAAUAAGGCCCUAGAAAGAGGGAGAUGAACUUCCCUUUCUGCAUUUUCCCUAUCAUCAUCAUCGUUCUGUGAACCUCUUUUCAUUCACCCCCCACCAACAGAACCCUUAGUUUGAUGUUCCCGUGCCAACUCAACUCCCAAACCUGCUUUUAAGACUUUUUGGGGUGGGUGUGGAAUGGCCUUCAGCUCUGGACCUCAGUGUCCGGGCUGAAUGAUGGGGGUGGAGACACUCCUUCAGGUAUACUGAAGAAACUUGCAAUCAGUUAAUUCUUGGCAGAGGAAUUUUUUCUGCUUGCAGGUUCUUUGUUCCACAGGACUUUCUGACUCCUCAGACGUUAGAGUUCAUCGGCCCCUUGAUAAUAAUAAUAAUAAUAAUAAUAAUAAUAAUAAUAAUAAUAAUAAUAAUAAUAAUAAUAAUAAUAACAAUAAUAAUAAUAAAAAAUAAGUAUUUAUUGAUGAGCUCAUAAAGUUGUUGUCGACACCAACCCAAGUUUUUUAGGAACGUAAAUGUAAUCAAAAGUCAAGAACAUGUGCAGGGGAAGGCAACCAAGUUGACCCAGGGUCUGGAAACCAAGCCUUAUGAGGAACAGUUGAGGGAGUUGGGUAUGUUUAGCCUGGAAAAGAGGAGGCUAAGAGGAGAUUUGAGAGCCAGUUUCAAAUAUCUGAAGGGCUUCUGCUCUACAAUUCUAUGAUUCUAUAAUCAACAUUUGCUAAUCAUCAUUCAUCAUUACUAGAAAUCGUAGAAUUUGAAUAAAAUAAGGAAUAUUGUUGCAUAACGGAAUCAUCUUACUAAAUACAGAGGGUCCUCACAGGCAAGGAACGUGCACUCUGCACAUGCCCGUGCUCUUUACUUCUGAGGCUCAUAAUUCCUAGUGAAAUCUUUCACGUCCGUGGCGUUAGAAGGGACCCCAAGUGUCAUCUUGUGCAGCCCCCCCAAAGUGUAAGAAUUGCAGCUAAAUAAUCCCUGAGAGACGGCACUCCAGCCUCUAUUUGAAAACCAGACACGGCUCUCACUGACAGGAAGUUCUUCCUAAUGUUUAGAUGGAAUCUCCUUUCAUUGCAAAUAAAUUGGCUAUUUUUUAAGAAAAGGUGCUGCGACGUGAUUCUUUGUUUUCUGCUAGAGACCGACACAGGGGCCCAUCUGGAAGUUGCUUCCCAAUUCAGCUCCGAAGGACUUUUUGGCCUGACGUGCUUUAAAAGGACAUCUCCUCCUCUGGAGGAUGAGCAGAACCAGAUGCUCCCAGGCUGGGGGAGAAGUUGGCCCAGGGCCUGAUGGUUCUGCCAAAUCGCUGGAGGGGACGAUGGGAUCCGGAUUGGAGUGUGCUCAGGGCUCCCUCCCCAGGUGCUCCUGGACUGGGAAUGGGCUCAGGGUAGGCUGGGAUCUGCUGGUGGAUCUCUGGGUAAUUUGUAGCAGAUCUGCAUAUAAUUCUUGUUCACAGCAGGGAGUCAUUCUGGACUCAUAGAAUCAUAGAAUCAUAGAGUUGGAAGAGACCACAAGGGCCAUCGAGUCCAACCCCCUGCCAAGCAGGAAACACCAUCAGAGCACUCCUGACAUAUGGUUGUCAAGCCUCUGCUUAAAGACCUCCAAAGAAGGAGACUCCAUCACACUCCUUGGCAGCAAAUUCCACUGUCGAACAGCUCUUACUGUCAGGACGUUCUUCCUAAUGUUUAGGUGGAAUCUUCUUUCUUGUAGUUUGGAUCCAUUGCUCCGUGUCCGCUUCUCUGGAGCAGCAGAAAACAACCUUUCUCCCUCCUCUAUGUGACAUCCUUUUAUAUAUUUGAACAUGGCUAUCAUAUCACCCCUUAACCUCCUCUUCUCCAGGCUAAACAUGCCCAGCUCCCUUAGCCGUUCCUCAUAAAACUCACAGCUGUCAUAAGACUCACAGCUGUCCAUGGAGGCGCAGGUCAAUUCUGUGUCCAGGGCAGCUGUCUCCCAGCUCCAUCUGGUACACAGGAUGAGACCCUCGCUGCCUGCAAACUGUCUCGCUAGAGUGGUGCAUGCUCUGGUUAUCUCCCGCUUGGACUACUGCAAUGCGUUCUACGUGGGGCUACCUUUGAAGGUGACCUGGAAACUGCAGUUAAUCCAGAAUGCAGCAGCUAGACUGGUGACUGGGAGCGGCCGCCGAGACCACAUAGCACUGGUCCUGAGAGAUCUGCAUUGGCUCACAGUACGUUUCCGAGCACAAUUCAAAGUGUUGGUGCUGACCUUGAAAGCCCUAAAUGGCCUCAGUGCUGUAUACCUGAAGGAGCGUCUCCACCCCCAUCGUUCUCCCCGGACACUGAGGUCCAGCGCCAAGGGCCUUCUGGCGGUUCCCUCCCUCUGAGAAGUGAGGUUACAGGGAACCAGGCAGAGGGCCUUCUCGGUAGUGGCGCCCGCCCUGUGGAACGCCCUCCCAGCAGAUGUCAAGGAAAUAAACAACUAUCUGACUUUUAGAAGACAUCUGAAGGCAGCGCCGUACAGGGAAGCUUUUAAUGUUGAUUGCUGUAUUGUGUUUUUAAUAUUCAGUUGGAAGCCGCCCAGAGUGGCUGGGGAAACCCUGCCUGAUGGGCGGGGUAUAAAUAAUAAAUUAUUAUUAUUAUAUAACUUGAUUUAAAACAACAAACAUGCAGGUGCAGUCAUCUUUCCCCCAAUGCGGGAUUCGAACCCACUACCCAGAGAUUAAGCGCCUCAUGUUCUACCAACUGAGCUACCCCCGUCUAGUAGCCCUCAAUGGCAACGUUCAUAACUCCCAUUGUUCUCGGCGCAUUUUGCGAUGGGAAAUGUCAAUAGUGCAAGCAGUUUCUGAGCUCUGGGCGCAGGACUGGGCCUAAGAUUUGAGAUUAAAACUGCAGCGUGGAAGGAAAAGACGACCUUUUUCUGCCUCCGCGCUUCUGCUCUCUGAAGACUGCAGAAGUUAGAGAAGGGGAAGGUCUAGGCCGGGGCUGUCCAACAGGUCGAUCACAAUCUACUGGUCGAUUGCAGGAUGUUCCCCUGGUUGAUCCUGGUCGAUCUUGGGACCCUCAACCACUUUUUCAAAAAUAAAAAAUUGCUCAACAGCUUUGCUUCUUCCUCCUCUCAACAACUCUGAUCAGUAAGGUAAAGGUAAAGGGACCCCUGACCAUUAGGUCGAGUCGUGGCCGACUCUGGGGUUGCGGCGCUCAUCUCGCUUUACUGGCUGAGGGAGCCGGCGUACAGCUUCCGGGUCAUGUGGCCAGCAUGACUAAGCCACUUCUGGCGAGCCAGAGCAGCGCACGGAAAUGCCGUUUACCUUCCCGUUGGAGCGGUACCUAUUUAUCUACUUGCACUUUGACGUGCUUUCGAACUGCUAGGUUGGCAGGAGCAGAGACCGAGCAACAGGAGCUCACCCCGUCGCAGGGAUUCGAACCGCCGACCUUCCGAUCGGCAAGCCCAAGAGGCUCAAUGGUUUAACCCACAGCGCCACCCGCGUCUGAUCAGUGCUACCCCCGAAAAGCUCAACAACUUUGGUCAAUACAAUGGGCAUAUUACUGCCAGUUUUUUUUUAUUUUUAGUUGGAAUAGAUCGCAGUCUCUUGGAAGCUGGGCACCCCUGGACUAGACCAUGUGAAACAUGAGCAUAAUAUUUUAGCUGCAGUUCAUUCAUUUUCAGCUUUGCAUUUUUGUUCUUAAAAAAGAAUGCGCCCAUUUCGUUGUUGCACCCAUAACCUCGGUUUAAGGUGCCCUUUAGCUCCUAGCUUUCAUAUCUCAGUUUCUAACAUGGCUCAGUAGCCCUUGCCCUCCAUGAAUUUGCUUGAUUUUUAAACCCAUCUAGGUUGGUGGCUGUCCCAUCCAUAGUUUAACGGCGCACUGCAGGAAGAAGUGCUUUCAUGAAGAAGUCGUAGCCCAAAACAUCUGGAGGGCACCGGGUUGGCAAUGGCUGCAGGGUGCAUUGCAUUCUUGGUCUUGCUCUGUCGUUUUGCUUCAUGGUUUUCUUUCUUUUGCUGAGCUCUCGAGACUCUGCCGCUCCCAUGUUUCUCUUCCUGCCCCUUCACAUUUCUUUUAAAAAUGGGUCUAGAACUGGGAUGCUGUUGAUGCAAAGGCGCUGUAAGAUAAUACGUUCAGAAGCCAAGGAGGAGGUGAGAACUUCAAAGAGAGCUCUAUUUUUAUAUCUGGCACAUCUCUCUCUACAAUUGACACCAAGGUCCCAGGCGUGCCGGCAUCUUGCACAACCUGUUUGGGACUCAAGAGGCUCUGGAGAAAUAGGGGAACGAAAGCGUGCUAAUGAGAUUUAUGUUUAUGAGCUCAGGGGCUGGUGGUGGGCCGGCAUUCCUGAGUGUCCGAAUCGGCAGCUGUGCGCAUGCCCUUUAUUCAAUUAUUCUUGUUUACUGUACAGUGGUACCUCUGGUUGCGAACGGGAUCCGUUCCGGAGCCCCGUUCGCAAUCCGAGAGGAACGCAACCCAACGUCUGUGCGUCUGCGCGCGCGCGGGUCACGAUUCGUCGCUUCUGCGCAUGCACGUGACAUCAUUUUGUGCAUCUGCGCAUGCGCGAGCUGCGAAACCCAGAAGUAACCCUUUCUGGUACUUCCGGGUUGCUGCGGGACACAAACUGAACCAAACGUAACAAGAGGUAUGACUGUAUUUAUAGCCUGCCUUUCUCCCAUGUCGGCGUUCAGCUCAUAGAAUUGUAGAGCUGGGGGGGCUCCCCAGCGGUCAUCUAGCCCAACCCGCUGCCACGCGGGGACCACCGCUCCAGAAUCCCUGACAGGUGGCCACCCAACCUCUCUUUCAAAAACCACAAGGAAGAAGAGUCCGCCAGCUUCCGAACGACUCCUGCAAGGCAGCUAACAGCACUUAGAGACAUUAUAAAAUGCAAAGCAGUAAGAACAAACCAGCUGAAAAGCGAUAAUUAAAAUGAAAAUGCAUUUGUGUGGGGUUUCUCUCACGCUUCACCCGGAAGCUGCAGUGGGUGCAGAAUGCUGCAGCACAAUUGCUGACAGGAGGGAGGUGUUGCCAGCAUAUAACUCCCGUGCUCACAGAUCUGUACUGGCUGCCCAUCUGCUACCAAGCCAAGUUCGAAGUGCUGUUAUUAGUAUAUAAAGCCCCUAACAACUGGGGACCAGUUUACCUGUGAGAUUACCUUACCUCACAGACGCCCACUCGGCCACUUCGGUCGGAGGAAUUGGCCCUGCUACAGGUGUCCCAUAAUACUCAUUCCGCACUUGUAAGAAAUCCAUCUUUUAAUUUGGCACUUUGGAACUGCCUGCCUAGUGAUAUCAAGCGGGCACCAUCACUGUAUUAUUUUUGGUGCCGUGAUGAAGACAAUCUAAACAGGCAGCUCUGUUUAGGGAAGCUUUUAAUGUUUAAUAGGUUAUUGUAUUUUAGUGUUUCGCUGGAAGCCGCCCAGAAUGGCUGGGGAAACCCAGCCAGAUGGGCGGGGUAUAAAUAAUAAAUUAUUAUUAUUAUUAUUAUUAUUAUUAUUAUUAUUAUUAUUUGGACAAGUCCACCCAGAGACUUAGAAAGUUGAGGUACUGUGAAUCUGUUUCAGUAUAUUAACUUUUGUAUCUUCCAAAAUAGGAUUCCUACCCCCUUGAUUUUUGUCUUUUGUAAACUGCUUCAAGGGUUGUUGUUUUUUUACAAUGAAGCAGUGUAUAAAUUUUAUGAGAUUAAUAAAUUUAGAACCAGCUAUUAAAAUCCAGUUUGCCCUGAAAGAAGCCCAGCGAUCAGCUUGGUCUAGACCAAGGUUUCCCAUCUGUUUUUUGGGUACAGUUCCCAUCAUCCCUUACCACCGGACCUGCUAGCUUGGGGUGAUGAGUUUUGUAGUCCAGAAACUUGGAGACCCAAGUUUGGGAGACCCUGGUCUACAUGUCAGUUCCCAAAGGCUUGUCUGAGCAGGAAGGUGGAAGAAAAGCGAGGAGAUGGUCAAGCCUGACCUCUCUUGAGAGGAGGGAAUUUCGUGUCUCGUGGCACCACCAGCCUUGCUUCUAAUGCUGAAGGGACCGAGAGGAGGUGCCUACAAGUCGCUUCCCACGAAAACAUAUGUUUGUUAUUAAGAAGAAUAAUUUAAAAAAUCAACAGUAAAGCUUUGCAAAACAAACAAACAAACAAACAAUUUCAGUGCCAGUGGAGAGAAACUGGAUGGGAUUAGAAACUUCCAAGCCUUUAAAAGUCUUGCAAAAAGAAAAAGGGAGGAAGAGUUUGCAAAGGAAAUGGUAGAGUUGUUACCUACCUCAGUAUGCAGGGGCAGGGAGUUCCAAAGGCUGGUGCAGCUAUAGUAAGGUUCCCAGAUUUUUUUCAAUGAAUCCGGGGACACUUUUCAACUUCAAUGGAUUUUGUAUGGGGACUGAUUUGUAAAUCCGGGGACUGUCCCCGGGAAAUGGGGACGUAUGGUAACCUUAGGCUCUAGUCAAGGUCCAGUUCCUGCAAACCGGCCUUCUGGAUAUUUGCUUGUGGAAAACUCUCUGCAAUUCCCAGGCAGGUGGGGGCUAUAGGGGCAUGUUAGCUUUUGUCCUGAGCUCAUUUUGUCUUUUUGCCUGUGGGUCACGGAAACUGAUUGGGGUUGACGGUUCACUUCACCUAACGCUGCUUAGCCUGCUUGCCCACUCCUCCUCCUCUUCACCCCCCCCAUGAAGAAAAUUGUUGGUAUGGGCUUGGACAUGUCAGCCCUUAGGACCCAGAGGGAAUGCUUCGGAGAACUGUUUGGGCAAGGCGGUUCCCUACCCUGUGCAAUAUCUUUUGUCGGGGAGAGAGAAGUCUUAACUGUGGCUCAACCUGCCUGUCUUCUUCCCCUCUCCUGCUCCCCUUUGUGCACCCCCUCUUUGUCUUCAGAGGCAGCCCGCUGCACCCCCUCGGAGCAUGGCCCUUCGCUGACAGGGCUGGCCGAAGUUCGACGCAGAGCAAGCCGGAGGAACUUCUCCCUGGGUCAAAUGGCGACUGCAAACAAGGGUGAGUGGCCGGUGUGUGGUACCCGAGUGGGGCUGGAUGCCCGUUGCCACGGCGACCUGAGCAUCCUGGGUGGUCUUGGGCUGCUUUGGCCCUUCCGUCGGGCAUGUUCCUCGAGUGCAGGGUUCCUUGCUCUUAGUUUGAAUGCCAGAGCUUCCCUGCUGGAUCAGGCCGAGUCCAGGCAGCUGCAGUCUCUCAGCCUGCAACCUGGAGGGUUGUUAGCACAGCGUUCGCCAACCUGGUGCCCUCCAACUUUUUUGGAUCCCAGCUCCCAUCAGCCAGCGCAGGCCUACCUUGCAGGGUUGCACAGGACACAGAGACGAUGCAGAGCACAAAUGAUCAGGAUUGCGCUUGAAACAUUAUGUGUUCCCUUUUGCAAGUUUAGGGAGGCUGCGGUGGUCCUGUGCUGGACGAAAUUCCUGCCCACACUAACCCAGUGACCUCCAGAGGUUUUGGACUACGACUGCUGUGCUGGCUGGGGCUUCUGGGAGUCGUACAGUGGUACCUCAGGUUAAGUACUUAAUUCGUUCCGGAGGUCCGUUCUUAACCUGAAACUGUUCUUACCCUGAAGCACCACUUUAGCUAAUGGGGCCUCCCACUGCUGCCCCACCGCUACUGCACGAUUUCUGUUCUCAUCCUGAAGCAAAGUUCUUAACCCGAGGUAAUAUUUCUGGGUUAGCGGAGUCUGUAACCUGAAGCGUCUGUAACCUGAGGUACCACUGUAGUCCAAAACCAUGGCAUUGCUCCAGGUUGUGCUAUGCAAAGGCUCUGCUAUGCCGACGUCGCACGAAUUCUGUCUUGAGCCUUUUUGGUUGUGAUAUGUCCAAACUAACAUCCAUCACUGCACCCGGAGGUAGGAAAGGUGAGGGAAUAACAUUCUUUGUAAAUAAGCCUCGUGCCCAUCAAAGGGCAGUAGAGCUGUCCUCAGGCAAGGGGGCUGUUGUAUCCAAAACAAUACAGAACGGAACUGGCUGAAAUACCUGGCCGAGUGGCUCGAAUCUUUUGCUCCAUUUCUGCCUGCCUUUCUGUGUUUCGUAUUCAGUCCUUGCCUCCCUUUAAUAAUCCGUUUCAGAAAGCGGAUGCAAAUCGGUUCAGAACGUCUCCGGCGAGGAAAAUCCGCGUGCCGCAGCAAAAACCAGAAUGAAAGGGGUUUGAGCCAGUUUGGUGCAGAGGGCAGCGCCGUGACUGCCUGAACUGGCAACGGGUUCAAAUCGCUACUGGCUUGGCGGGCAGAGGGCUGCGUCUCAGGCUUGCCGUCUUCACAGGGUCGUUGGGGGUCUAAGACUGGAUAGCCCCUGAGCUCCUUGGAAGAAAGGAAUGCUUUUGCACGCAACGCAUGGUGAAACUGUGGCGCUCAUUGCCCCAGCAGGUGGUGGUGGCCCCAGCCUGGGUGCCCUUAAAAGGGGAGUAGAGAGAUUCCUAGAGGAGGAGACGGCUAUUGAUGGCUACUAGCCAUGAUAGAUAUAAAACAGCUCCACAGUCAGAGGCUGCAGUGCUUCUGAAUCCCAGGUGCUGGAAGCCACAGGAGGGGAGAAUAGCUCUUGUGCUUACUGGUUUCCUGGCUGGCCAUUGUGAGAACAGCAUCCUGGACUGGCUGUUGGCCUCAUCCAGCAGACCCUUCUCACAUUCUUACGCGCUUAUAAACUCAUGCCUCAACAGACCAGCUCUGCAGCUUUGCAAGGCACGCCUGCCUUUUUGCAAAAAAAAAUAUUAGCAGAUGCCUGGAGUCUCCUAAGAAUCGGUGCUUCUAAUUCUCCUGCCUUCCACUGCCGAAACCUCUCUGCGUUAACCACCCUUUUCUCCCCCAGCUCCCAAUGGCCUCAACCCCCAUUAUUUGGCCUUAUUGACAACAGAAUUAUGUACAGUGGUACCUUGGUUCUCGAACUUAAACUAUUCAGGAGGACUUCUGAAACCGUUCGAAAACCAAGGUGCGGCUUCCGAUUGGCUGCAGGAGUUUCCUGCCGUGUCGGACGUUUGGCUUCUGAAAAACAUUUCUGGGUUUUUGGUGUUUGGGAGCAGGUUUGUUCGACAGCUAAGCUGUUCAGGAACCAAGGUACCACUGUAUCUCCUUGUCUCUUCAGAGGUAAGGGGCUUCUUGAGUUCAGUGGGGCAGAGGGAGGUUCAUGUAGGAUUGCAUUGCAGGGGGUUGGGAUAGAUGACCGCUGGGGUUCCCUUCCAGCUCUACAGUCCCAUGAUUGUAGCCUCAGCGGCUGAUCCAUGGCUAAUGGGCAGAAUUCGGAAUGUGCUACCCACCCUCCUCUUUCCUCCUCCUCCUUUGCUGGACAGGAGUUUGUGGAAAGGCAAGUCCAUGUACUUUGACCUGGGAGGGGGACGCGGAAAACCUUGCUGGACAGGAGGAGGGAAGCCUCCCAGAAGUUAGUUGUCCUGCCUGGGGCAUAAUUGCAAACUCAUCAGCACUGGAGGGGACUUCAGCUAUUGCAAGAUAUGCUUUUUUAUUGCACUGUAUUUUAUUGGGACCCUGAAUUCCACCAACUGGCGUCUGGUAUAGAAAGACGUACGCUUAGGAUUCAAUAAUUUUCAUCACAGGUGUGAUUUUGAGUACCAGAACUGAAUGGAGCCCAGUCCUUACACCCCCCCCCCCAAACGUGGUCUGUCCUUUCCCCCAACUUUCUUCAUUCCAGCUAUGAUAUACUGUCAGUGGGUGAGUCAUUUCUGUUGCAAUUGCUGAACAACCGGGGAGUCAGGAAUCCUUUGCUUACUCAGACAUUAAUACGAGGUUAGGAGAGGCAGGUGUAGUAGUAAACAGCCCGCUGGGAGAUCCAGCUUCACAUCCUUGCUUGCUGUCGUGAGUAGGUUGGAGUAGUGGUUCAGAGUGUCAGACCAAGACCUGGGAGACCAGGGUUCAGAUCCUGGCUCGGCCAUGACUCCCACUGGCUGUGACCUUGGGCUGCCAGUCCACUGCUUUGCAGCUUAACCUACUUUGCAGUGUUGUUGGGAUUAAACCAGGCACAGGGCCUUCUCAGUGGUGGCACCCACCUUGAACACCCUCCCAUCAGAUGUCAAGGAGCUGAGUAGCUAUAUACCUUUUAGAAGACCUCUGAAGGCAGCCCUGUAUAGGGAAGCUUUUUAAGGUUUGAUGUUGUUUGAUGAUGUUCAUAUAUAUGUUGGAAGCUGCCCAGAGUCGCUGGGGCAACCUGCUCAGAUAGUCGGAGUACAAUUAAUAGAAAUUAUUAUUAUUAAAUUAUGGGGGAGAACCUUGGAUGAGCUCCUUGCAGAAAAAGGAUGGGAUUAUAAGUGCAGUCAAUAAAUAGUGAAUUGCUUUGCUUCUAAACUGUCUGCAUUGCUGAUUACAGUGAGCAAGGUAGAGGAAGCAUUUGGCUGCUGAAAUAAACGACUGCUGUGUCUUGUAUCUGCUGAACCCGCAGCCUCAUAUUCUUCCUCUGUCACUGGUGCCCCCAGAUGCCCCACAAAGGGAUGGAGUGGCUGCUCUAGGGCCUUUUUAGUGUAGAGCAAGGUUUCCCCAACGUGGGUCUCCAGCUGUUUCAGAACUACAAUUCCCAUCAUCCCUGACCACUGGUACUGUAUCCAGGGAUGAUGGGAGUUGUAGUCCAAAAAAAUAGCUGGAGACCUGAGUUUGGGAAACAUUGGUUUAGAGAAAAGGUAAGAGGCCACAUGAUAUUGUUGAGAGACAAAAGAGGAGGGCUCCUUUGGGGGUGAGGUCAAUCAGCUGGAGAGUUGCAGCGCCUGCUGUGGCUGCAGAGACCAACAGGGGAGAGACAUGUUUUGUUGCAGCCGGGGCAGGUGAAGGCAUCUGGUUCUGCUGCUGCAGAUGCACCAAGGCUAGGGUUACCAGAUGUCCCUGGUUCCCGGGGACAGUCCCCGGAUUUGCAAAUCUGUCCCUGGACAAAUUCCAUCUCUGGAAUGUCCCCAGAUUUGCAAAUCUGUCCCCUGUGGCAGUGGCAGUCUCAGCAGCCUGGAGCCAGCCUGGUAGCACAGUUGGCCCUGGCUGGCUCCAGGAGCUGCCUGCUGCCAUGGCGCCCGCCAUUUUUCCUCGCCGAAACUUCUGGCAAGAAAAAAUGGCGGGCGCCACGGCAGCGAGCAGCUCCUGAAGCCAGCCAGGGCCAACUGCGCUACCAGGCUGGCUCCGGGCUGCUGACUGCCGCUGCCAAAGGGGAACUGGGGAUGUCUGGCGGUACAGAUCUCCUGCCUCCUUCCCCCUUUGUUUUGACUGAUCAGGGGAGGCUCGGGGGUUGCAGCCAGCCGGCCGUUGCCCAGUUUUUAAAAAGCUCUACGCAUUUAUGUUUCACAAGGUGCGAAAGAAGGGCUUUGCACCUUGCCUGGCAGAGAAACCACGCGCCUUGUACCGCUCCUGGGCAAUGGCUGCUCGCCCGCGAGGGGGAAGGAGAUCGGGGAAGGCUCAGGAGUCACGGGUGUGCGGCGUGCCAUUGCCCAGUUUAAAAAACUCUGUGCAUUUUCUGUGUCACAGGGUGCAAAAGAAGGGCUUUGCACCUCAUCAUCCCCACUACUGACUCCCUGUUGCUACCCAGCUUAAAAAAAAAAAAAAGUGUCCCCGGAUUCAUUGAAAAAAAUCUGGUAACCAUAACCAAGGCGUUUCUUCUCUCUGUGCUCCUUCAGUGGUCAUUUCUCCUCUGGUCACUGCUACAGAUGCAUGACCUGACGGUCUGUCUUCAGGCACGGCAGUUGUCUGCAAAGGGAUUCCCCCACGGUGUUGCCAUCCUCCGUGCCACUUUUGCAGACAUUUUUGUGUCACAGAGUUGGGCCUGGUGCCAGAAGCCAGGAGCACAUCCUUGGGGAUAUGACAGGAGUUUAUGAUAUGGUUCGUGGCAUGGAGAAAACUGAAAGGGGAUUUCAAGCUUGGUGAAAAACAGGCCUGCCCCUAUUCCUACAGUUUAACAGACGCAGCAUAAAAGGAAAAGGCAACAAGGAGGGAGGAGAAUGGGGGAAAGAGCAAAUUUAGGGUACCUGUGCUUCAGGUUACAGAGCUCUUGCAGCGAGCAGCUAGGCUGGAAACAGUUCAGGGGAGUCUGAUGGAAUGGCUCUUGCUUGGGGUCAGAUGCAGGAGAGCCAAGGGCAGCUAGCCUCUGCCUUUGGUGCAGCCUGAUGGAAAGGUUGCUUCCAGGUGGCUGGGCUCAAUGCUCUGCUAAUGCUGAACCCCACCCUGGGGGUGGAGAGGACUCGGCCCCAGCUGUGCAGCCCUCACCCUCCAGCUAUCGGCACCGCCUUCAUGUCUGAGCUUGCUGGGGCUCGUGUCCCUGACCUUUUGUUUUUUAAGCACCUGCCCAAUGUCAUGUUUUCCGUCGAUCAGAUACGCAGUGACCCAUCACUCUGAACUUUUCCACAUUUUUUAAAGAAAACAACUGCGUGAUGGGCUGAUACGGGCUGUGAGUGCUGCUUGCUGGGUUGGUUUGGGGGAUGGGGGACUCUUAACAGGCUUAGCUGUAGAGGCGAUCAGGCUGGGUAAGGCAGUUUAGGACCUAGGCUAACGGUUUAUUGUCGGUGCUCAGGUGUGGAAAUGCCAGGCAGGCUUUUUAAAAUGUGCAUCUUCAAAAUAAACAUAUUUUAAAAAUAUAAUUUGUUCCAUUAGAAAAUGUCUUUGUCUUCUUCCUUUGUCUCUUUGUCUUCUUCCUUUGUCUCUUUGUCUUCUUCUCUGUCUUUGUCCUCUUCUUUGUCUUUGUCUUUGUCUUCUUCAUAGUGGAGGCGCUUAUCCAAAGCGGGCUCCCUGGAAACAUUUAUAAAUAAGUUUCCGUGGCAGAAACCCUCUGCAAAAGGAAGAGCUGGAUCGUUUCCACUUGACACGCCUCUGCUCAUCAGUCGAACUGUGCACCCUUUUCACUGUCUCCUGAGCACCAAACUUAUCUCUGCCAUUUGGUGCAUUGUUGUCACUGAGAGCUGCAGCUGUUGCCUGUUGAUAGCAAGCCCAAUAAACACGCGAGACGAAACCGGCUGUGUUCUUAGAUAAAUAAGGUAUACUAUUCAUAGUAUCAAAUUAUAAAUUUCAACGGAAGUUCAACAAACGGACAAAGCAGAAGACCCAGUGGAUCAGAUCAUUCUUUAGUCAGUUCAUGCAUGUUUAUAUUAUUUUUGUUGUAAAAUGUGUGAGAUCAUGAUACUGUAUUUAUUUGCAUUACUUAGAGCUUUAAGUACUGAUGAAGCCCAGGACGGCGAAACAAGGCCAAUAUUAUGGAAAUCCUUGUCUAGACUCUGUUUAAGGAUUUUGUGGAACUGUAACAACCUUUCAUGUGGACUUUUUGGACUUUACGAACAGACAGAUUGAAUAGGCACCAUUAUACAGAUGGACCUUAUGCAUGAACUGACUAAGGAAUGAUCUGAUCCACUGGGUCUUCUGGUUGUUCGUUUGUUGAACGAACUUCCAUUGAAAUUUAUAAUUUGAUACUAUGAAUAGUAUACCUUAUUGAGGAGUGGAGAUGCGAACCCGGUUCACUGGAUUACGAGUCUACCACUCUUAACCACUACAACAUACUGGCUCUCACCUUGCAGUAGUCCAAGCGGGAGAUAACCAGAGCAUGCACCACUCUGGAGAGACAGUUCGCGGGCAGGAAGGGUCUCAUCCUGCAUACCAGAUGGAGCUGAUAAACAGCUGCCCUGGACACAGAAUUAACCUGCGCGUCUAUGGACAACUGUAGUUCUUAAUUACUCCCAGGCUGCACACCUGGUCCUUCAGGGGCACAGUUGCCUGAUUCAGGACCAGGGAGUCCUCCACACCUGCCUGCCCCCUGUCCCCCCAAAACAGUACUUCUGUUUUGUCAGGAUUCAACCUCAUUCUGUUAGCUGCCAUCCAUAGUGUGGCUGCAUUUGGAAUACUUUGUGCAGUUCUGGUUGCCAAAGGGAUAUCGUAGAGUUGGAAAAGGUUCAAAAAAGGGUGCCCAAAAUGAUCAGAGGGAUGGAGCAACCCCCUACGAGGAAAGGCUGGGCUUUUUAAUUUUGAGAGAAGGCGAGUAAGAGGCAGCAUGGCAGACAUUUUUUUAAUUAUGCAAGCCGUUGAGAAGGCGGGUGGACUUUUCUCCCCCUCUCGUAACGCUAGAACUCAUGGACACCUAAUAUUGGAAGGUUCAGGACAGAUAAAAGAAAGCCUUUCUUUACUCAGCACAUAGUUGAACUGUGGAACUCACUGCCACUUGAUGGCUACUAGCCAUUAUGCCUGUGCUAUGUCUUCGCAGCUGGAGGCAGCCAUGCUGCUGAACGCCAGUUGUCGGAAACCACGGGAGAAGAGGGGCUCUUGCGCUCGAAUCCUGCUUACAGUCCUAUUGGUAAUAUCCAAGGCAACAUGAUGACCAAGUCCAACAAUGCAAUAUCAAUAUACAGUGGUACCUGGGGUUAAGUACUUAAUUCGCUCUGGAGGUCCGUACUUAACCUGAAACUGUUCUUAACCUGAAGCUCCACUUUAGCUAAUGGGGCCUCCUGCUACUGCCGUGCCACCGCUGCAUGAUCUCUGUUUUCAUCCUGAAGCAAAGUUCUUAACCUGAAGCAGUAUUUCUGGGUUAGCGGAGUCUGUAACCUGAAGCGUAUGUAACCUGAAGCGUAUGUAACCCAAGGUACCACUGUAAACUCUUUAUAUAAUCUAUACGGAACAUUGAACAAUAUGAAAUAUAUGAAAUAUGCACUCUCUACAUAACCAAAUAAACAGAAGUGUUACAAAUCUCUGAAAGUCACAAAAUGUGUACUCUUGGUGGUUUCUCUUGAAAACGUAGAACCAAAUAAACAGAAGUAUAGAUUAUAUAAAGAGUUUAUAUUGAUAUUGCAUUGUUGUACUUGGUCAUCGUGUUGUCUUGGAUAUUACUGAUAUUUGUUUGCAACACAGGGGUUUAAUUCUUUGGUUACUUAUUGUUGUACAAUCCUGUUGGGGCAUCUGGUUAUUCACUGUGAGAACAGGAUGCUGGGUUAGGUGGGCCUGAUCCUGCAGGCUCUCCCCAUGUCUCUGUGUUCACCAGACCAAGCCAGCUGUGAAUCAGCAGCUCCAACUUCUGUCUAACGUUGCUAGUGGAUUCCUCUUUCUGAAAUUGGCACCUGAUCCCUGUUUGGCUUUGAUGUGUCUCCUCUAGGCACCAAGUCCAAAGUGGGAGGUGUCCGCUUCGCCCCGCCUCAACCGGCAGAGGGGACUUCCAGCCAUGUGCACUUUGACGAAAAGCUCCACGACUCCGUGGUCAUGGUCACCCAGGAGAAAGAUGGCAGUUUCUUGGUGAAGGUAAGAGUGCACUGUUGACUUACAUUAUGCUUGUGGUCCACCGAGACCCCUAGAUCCAUUUCACAUGUACUACUAGUUGGGACGCGGGUGGCGCUGUGGGUUAAACCACAGGGCCUAGGACUUGCCGAUCAGAAGGUCGGUGGUUCGAAUCCCCGCGACGGGGUGAGCUCCCGUUGCUCGGUCCCUGCUCCUGCCAACUUAGCAGUUCGAAAGCACGAACUGCAAGUAGAUAAAUAGGUACCGCUCUGGCGGGAAGGUAAACGGCAUUUCCGUGUGCUUCUCUGGUUCGCCAGAAGCGGUUUAGUCAUGCUGGCCACAUGACCCGAAAGCUGUGGGUCAGCUCCCUCGGCCAAUGAAGUGAGAUGAGCGCCGCAACCCCAGAGUCGGCCACAACUGGACCUAAUGGUCAGGGGUCCCUUUACCUUUACCUUACUAGUAGGCCAGGCGUCUGUUUGCGCAUCUGGAGUCUAGAGAUCGGGACUGCGUGUUGGUGCUCCCAUCAUGUUGUUGUUUAGUCGUUUAGUCGUGUCCGACUCUUCAUGACCCCCUGGACCAGAGCACGCCAGGCCCUCCUGUCUUCCACUGCCUCCCGCAGUUUGGACAAACUCAUGCUGGCAGCUUCAAGAACAUUGUCCAACCAUCUUGUCCUCUGUCGUCCCCUUCUCCUUGUGCCCUCCAUCUUUCCCAACAUCAGGGUCUUUUCCAGGGAGUCUUCUCUUCUCAUGAGGUGGCCAAAGUCUUGGAGCCUCAGCUUCAGGAUCUGUCCUUCCAGUGAGCACUCAGGGCUGAUUUCCUUCAGAAUGGAUAGGUUUGAUCUUCUUGCAGUCCAUGGGACUCUCAAGAGUCUCCUCCAGCACCAUGACUCAAAAGCAUCCAUUCUUCGGCGAUCAGCCUUCUUGAUGGUCCAGCUCUCACUUCCAUACAUAGUCCCCCGCCUACCAGAAACCCUGUCUGUAUGCUGGUGUCCCUAUCUGCGCAGUAGAUGUAUGUAUGUAUGUAUUUGUUUAUUUAUUUCCCUUCUCUUCUCUUCUCUUCCCUCCCCUUUUAUGAAGAUUACCCGCUCUGAGACCCCACAGCUAAUUCUCCCCUGGCCUCCUCGCUGGCCCAAGUAGGUCUAAUUUAGCCAGCUAGCCCUGGGGAUUAUCUAAUGCUUAUUACAUGGAUUUCCCCUAAAUUGAUUUCUGAACUUUGAAUUUUAUUGUUAUUCUUUUUUUAUACUGUAUUUUAUUCUGCUUCUACAAUUAAGUGUUUUAAAUUUGUUGUUAGCCUCCCUGAGCCCGGUUUUCUGAACCGGGAAGGGCGGGGUGUAAAUAAAAAUUUAUUAGUAGUAGUAUUAGUGAGGACUAGGAACACACUUUAAAAAAUAAAUUAUUGAGUUUUACAUAACAUAUUUCAAUUUACACAUAUUGUUCACCAUCACAUUUAGGAUUCUCAGAAGCCCUAGACUUCCCACCGCCCUCUGGUUCCCAAUGUCAAUCCCUUUUUCUUUCAGCUUAUCCAUUUUUUUAUCUAAUUUGUUAACAAUAUUACUAACUUUUCCCAUUGUUACGCUUUUUAAACUCCACAAACCUAGCAGCAGCAUAACGCUGAGCUGUUCUGGAUUCCAAACUCUUCUGUGUCUAGCAUCGCACCCUGUGUUUCUGAUGAACUUUCUGCAAGAGGUUUUUCCUCUCUCGGCUUUAUUCUUUGGCCCCUAUAACUGAGAUCCUUCCAGGUUCCCAGAGGGGACCCUCGCUCCCAGCAAAGCUCUUUCCAGGAAGGGUGAGCUAUAUAUAAACCCUAUGUGUCUAGAUCCUGCCUCGAUGAUAGCAUAUUGAAAUUAGCAAGUCCUUUUCGUAGCUCAGGGAAUUACUGGUUUAAUUCGCUUUUGCCCUUGGUGCUUGGAAGCCGUCCAAGCAAAGGGGAUCAGGCAAGAUUUUCAGCCUGGUAGCGUUGGUGGCUUAGUUGCUGUUGACUCAGAGCUUACCCAAAUUAGCACCAAUUUACCAGGACUUCGCCUGCUUCCUUCUCCUGCUUUGGCUAACAAAUUGUCAGGAGACGGAGAGCAUCCAGUUCUUUGUAACUCUUGAAGCAGGGGCAAUAAAAAACUAUUUUACUUUUAAAAGACAACUGAAGGCGGCCCUGUUUAGGGAGGUUUUUAAUGUCUGACGCUGUAUUGUUUUUAAUAUUCGGUUGGAAGCCACCCAGAGUGGCUGGGGAAACCCAGCCAGAUGGGCGGGGUAGAAAUAAUAAAUUAUUAUUAUUAUAUUAUUAUUAUUAUUUUCACUGCGGGUGUAGGAGGACGCAGAGACACGGCAGAACAGGAGGUUUGUGUCGUGCAGAAAGCUUCAAAAUGGAGAGGCUAGGAGCCUUGGUUUGGGGCGGGACUCAAGGCCUGCACAAUGCGCUGGCUCUGGGAUGCUCUGUGAGAUUUCACGACGGCGCAUGAAUCCCCAUGAGAAUCCCUGGCUUCUCCCGCUAGCUAAGGGGUCAGGUGUGCACAGUUUUCCUGUACACACGGAAAUCCUGGUGCCAAACCCCCUGGCUAAAAAGCUGUCGCACUGGGAUCGAUAAAAUAAACACCCUAAGGGCACCACUUUGGCUAGCCCUGUUUUGGGGUUCCCUCUGUGAGACUUAAUCCAUGCGCAGGCGCCUGCUUCCCCCGUUCUUUUCACACACACCACUGUCUCCCAGCUGCUCCAGAUGCCCGCAAUGGCUGUUUCCUUCCUGCAAAAGGGAAUCAGCCCAUGGCUUUUGUUUUUUAAAAAUUAACAGUAAUUAAAUCCUCAGUGUAGACUUCAAGGAGCCCCCCCCCAUCCCAUCCCACUGCCAAGAACUUUAGAUCCCAUUCUGGAAGCAGCUGUCCCUCCUGUUUUCAUUCUCUUGCCAACGUUUUGUCCCCCUGGAGCAAAAUGACUUCUGGGGAAGAGACGGGAGGGAGAGCCCUUGGGUGUCGGGCUGGGGGAAAGCCAGAUGUGCGGAGAGAUCUGUCGCCUGGCUUGUGGCGUUGCUUCGUCAGGUGUGGGGGUCCCUUCCUUCCACAGCACCUGGUUUUGCGAGCAAACCCAGUGGGAGUGAGUGAGGAUAGGUGGUUUUUGCAGUGUAAAGGUAAAGGGACCCCUGACCAUUAGGUCCAGUCGUGGCUGACUCUGGGGUUGUGGCACUCAUCUUGCUCUAUAGGCUGAGGGAGCUGGCGUACAGCUUCCGGGUCAUGUGGCCAGCAUGACUAAGCCGCUUCUGGUGAACCAGAGCAGCGCACGGAAACGCCCUUUACCUUCCCGCCGGAGUGGUACCUAUUUAUCUACUUGCACUUGGACAUGCUUUCGAACUGCUAGGUUGGCAGGAGCUGGGACUGAGCAACGGGAGCUCACCCCGUCGCGGGGAUUCGAACCGCCGACCUUCUGAUCAGCAAGUCCUAGGCUCUGUGGUUUAACCCACCGCGCCACCCGCGUCCCUUUUGCAGUGUGGGGCCCUUCUAAUUCCUAUUACGUUUCCCGCUCUCAGAGCAGCCAUAGAUGGAGUCUUUGGCCUGGUUCAGACUUAGCAGCAAGCUGUGGUUUCCCUGGUAAAAUCACACAACCAAGUUUUGGGGUGCCACGGCCCAGUGUGCUCACCCACUCCUCACUUUUCACGACUGAGAAGAAUAAGCUUUCGCAUACAGUGGGCAAACCACAACAUCUGUUGCAUCACAGGUAGCUCACCUCUGGCCUUCCAGAUGUUCACAGAAUCAUAGAAUUGUAGAGUUGGAUGGUCAUCUAGCCCAAGGGUCAUCUAGUCCAACCCCCUGCAAUGCAGGAAUCUCAGCUAAAGCACCCAUGACAGAGGGACACCCAACCUCUGCUCAUAAACCUCCAAGGAAGGAGAGUUUACAACUUCCUGUGGGAGCCUGCUCCACUGUCUAAUGGCCCUUACUGUCAGAAAGUUCUUCCUGAUGUAACCCUGAAGCCAUGGGUUCGAGUCCUACCCUCCAGAGCAGGGGAAAACAAACUUGCUCCCCCUUCCAUGCGACAGCCCUUCAGAUAUUUGAAGAUGGCUAUCAGCUGGAACAUAAAGAAGGCUGAUAGCCGAAGAAUUGAUGCUUUUGAGUCAUGGUGCUGGAGGAGACUCUUGAGAGUCCCAUGGACUGCAAGAAGAUCAAACCUCUCCAUUCUGAAGGAAAUCAGCCCUGAGUGCUCACUGGAAGGACAGAUCCUGAAGCUGAGGCUCCAAGACUUUGGCCGCCUCAUGAGAAGAGAAGACUCCCUGGAAAAGACCCUGAUGUUGGGAAAGAUUGAGGGCACAAGGAGAAGGGGACGACAGAGGACGAGAUGGUUGGACAGUGUUCUUGAAGCUACCAGCAUGAGUUUGACCAAACUGCCGCAGGCAGUGGAAGACAGAAGUGCCUGGCAUGCUCUGGUCCAGGGGGUCACGAAGAGGCGGACACGACUAAACGACUAAACAGCAACAAUCAUAUCUCCUCCCAGUUUACUCUUUUCCCGGCUAAACACACCCAGCUCCUUCAACCGUUCCUCAUCAGGCUUGGUUUCCAGACCCUUGAUCAUCUUGGUCUCCCUCCUCUGCACACCUUCCAGCUUGUCAACAUCCUUCUUAAAUUGUGGUGCCCAGAAUUGGACACGAUAUUCCAGGUGUGGUCUGGAUCAAGACAGAAUAGAGUAUUGUUAGAGUACAUCUCCUCUCAGCCCUGGCCAAUUCUGGCAGUGCUACUUGUUGGAUACCCUCCUUGUUGCAUCCUCUUAGCUGUGUAAGGAUAUUUAUAUUGUGUGUUAGAUCUGCUGCGGCCUUCAGAGGCAGCUGGGAGUUUGUAUGGCACACACACACACACAAACGUGCAUGCCUAGCUAAAGGAACUCAAAUCUCAGAACUGCCUUCGGUCUUUGAGCCUCCACGUGUCUCUGAGCAUGGGCAGAGCGUCUCCUCAAAGUCCCACGCCCGCUGACACCAGGGUUUUGGGGAGUCGUGACCCUGCCUGCGAGGUGACGAGGCUGAGGCUGCUCGACUUGCAGCAUUUUUGGGAGGACUGCAAUUACGAGAUGGCAUCAAGCUCCCUUUCUCCCCUUCUCUGCCAGGCCUUCCCAUUUUUAUCUGUGCGGCACUCCCGCCAAGCCUAAUUACUUCUGGCAUUUUGGACAUAAAAACCAAUUAUCCAAGUUUCAUUCCAGGAACAGCCUGAUUACAGCAGCCUCUUCCGCCUCUGCGUUCUUAUUCUUCCCUUGCUAGGCGUGAAACCAACAGGGUGGAAAAAGCGAAAUUGGAGCUAGUUGCUGGGUAUUAUCUCAUUCCUUGCUCUCUAGUUCUCCAGUAAUGUGCGGAGGAAGGGAUUUUUCACUUGGCUGUUGGGUGUGUGUUUUAAGGUUACAAUCCCUCUCAGCCCCCCAGUCCCAGAGCUUUCGAUCUUAAUUUCCUUCUGCUCAGAGAAAGCCAUCUCAGAUACUAUUCUGUCUAAGGCAGGAUUAAAUGCCGUUUCAAGGGCACUGAAAUAUUUAUCGGUAUAGAUCUUGCCUGCUGGCACAACUACGAAGCUGCCUUUAUUGGAGGACUUUUUGGCGAUGGGUUGGGGGAGCGGGACCUGUGGCCCUCCAGAUAUUUAUGAAUUCCUUGGCUCCCAUCAACCCCACCUAAAUUGGCCAGUGGUCAAAGAAGACAGGUGGCCCUGUGUGGCCUGUUUGGGUAGCCAGCUGCUCUCCAAGUCCAUAGGACCAGUAGUUAUUUCAAGCACCACUCUCCAAAUUCCCUUUUUUGCUGAAGGAGCGUCUCCACCCCCAUCAUUCUACCCAGACACUGAGGUCCAGCUCCAAGGGCCUUCUGGCGGUUCCCUCACUGCGAGAAACCAAGUUACAGGGAACCAGGCAGAGGGCCUUCUCGGUAGUGGCACCCACCCUAUGGAACGCCCUUCCACCAGAUGUCAAGGAAAUAAGCAGCUACCCUAUUUUUAAAAGACAUUUGAAGGCAGCCCUGUUUAGGGAAGCUUUUAAUGUUUGAUGCAUUACUGUAUUUUAAUAUUUUGUUGGAAACUGCCCAGAGUGGCUGGGGAAGCCCAGCCAGAUGGGUGGGGUAUAAAUAUUAAAUAAUAAUAAUAAUAAUAAUAAUAAUUAUUAGCCAGAGGUUCUGUGUGUUCAGCCUGGGGCCUCCUGUGUUCAAAGCACUUGAGUUAUCUCUCCGCACAAUGCCACUGAAUUCUUUUUAUGAUGGACAUGGGAAGCCCCAGGUUAGGCUAGGCUGCCUUGGAGCGCCACCCUAAACCAUGGCAGAGAGAAGUGAAUCAGCCUAGUCCCCUCCUCCUGAGUUAACUGUGAUUCGUCAUGUGGCCCAGAUUGACAGACAGUCUGUCCUUAAUUGUGGUUAGCUUAAAGCAGGCCAGUGCCAUUUCACAGUUUCUGAAGCCUGUUAACUAACCACAGUUAGAUGGCCAUUGUUCUGGGUUUCGAUAGCACAGGAAACUGUGGUUUGCCGAAAGCGAAACGAAAGAUUCUGAACUCCCCCCACAGCUUGCUAAACUAUGGUUUAGCAUGUUGCCUGUUCAUGCCUACUUUAUCUGCUCUGAGUGUUAGUGGCUCUCCUCAGUCUUAAGCGAAGUGAGGUUUUAAACUGGAGAUGCUAGGACUGAACCCGGGGCCACCAGCAUGCCAGACACCUGCUCUGCCCACCGAGCUAGAGUCCCUUGCCGUAUGGAGUGUGUGAUCUACGUCGGUUGCAAAAUGACACUUGACUUGGCCAGGAUCUGGGCUGCUUGAGUGCAGCGUUCCCUUCAUCAAGGCUAUUAUUAAGCAGACAUAAGUGUUAUCGCAGCAAAGCAUUUAUUGGGAAGGCCUGUGAAGUACAUAUUAUUAUUAUUAUUAAACUGCUUUUAGUCUUCAGCCACUUUCUCAACCUGGACGGAGGCGUUUCUGCAGAAGCAGAUCUGCUUUCCAACGAGUCGCCCAGAUUACUCUCCCCCCCCGCCACCCCCCCUUCUGGGCUCUUUUCAGGCACCGAAUCUCAUUUACUGAUGCGCGCCGUUGCUAACACAUUAAGGCCUUGCCACGAUCAAAGAAACUGUGAAAGCAGCCAGGCUGGUGCAGCUUAACGGCUGCCGACGUGCAGCUGGAAAUGUUUUGGGACAUUUGCAGAGCGGUUUUCGCCCGCCUCAUCUUUGCUUGUUCAUACUUGGAGCAGGAAACUGUGUGAAUCUGGUAUCAUGAGAGAGAGAGAGAGAGAGAGAGAGAGAGAGAGAGAGGGAGGGAGAUAUUUUUGCUCCUGGUCUGGCUCUUGCCACAUCCGGCUCAGAGCAGAGAGGUGCUUUUGUGUCUUGAGGGCAGCAACCUUUGGGCUUGGGAGACAUGAUGCUGUUGGGUGGGGUGGAGGCAUAUUACGUGAGGACGUGGCUCUUGGACUGGAAAGGGUUUCGCCAAUCCUGAUUAGGACCCACGUACCUACAGGACCGCCUCUCCUGCUAUGCCCUGCGGGGGACCUUAAGGUCCGCAAAUGACAACAUUCUGUAGGUCCCAAGUCACAAGGUGGUUAGAUUGGUCUCAACAGGGCCAGGGCCUUUUCAGUAUUGGCCCCGACUUGGUGGAACGCUCUGUCACAAGAGACCGGGGCCCUGCGGGACUUGACAGGGCCUGCAAGACAGAGCUGUUCCACCUGGCCUUUGGUUUGGACUCAGUCUGACCCUUAUGUUUCCCUCCCCUUAUGGUCUUGAUCUAUGGGCUACUUUUAAAAUGAGGCUGAAUUUUAAAUUGCAUUUUAACCUGUAUUUUAAAUUGGGUCUCCCCGCCCCCCAUUAUGUUUUUACUGGGCGGGAGGGCAGGGUAUAAACAAAAUUUAUUAUUAUUAUUAUUAAUUAUUUAUUAUUUGUACAUGCUUUGAGUGUCUCGUUAGGAAAUAGAGGACCCAACCGCCCUGGUCCCAGCCAUAGAACCAUAAAAUAGUUGGAAGGGACCGCCAGUGGACAUCUAGUCCAACCCCUUGCAAAAGAACCCGCAGCCAAAGAAUCCUGGACAGAUGCCCAGCCAACCUCUCCAGUGAAGGAGAGCCUGCCAUCUUCCACCCACCCACAGGCAGGCAGUCUCAUUUACUGUCAGUCUUCUCUUGCCAUCAGAAAGUUCUUCCUAUCAUUUAGUCUGAAUCUCCUUUUGUCUACCUUGGUUCUCAAACUUAAUCCGUCCCGGCAGUCCAUUCCAAAACCAAAGCGUUCCAAAACCAAGGUGCGCUUUCCCAUAGAAAGUAAUGCAAAACAGAUGAAUCCAGUCCAGACUUUUAAAAACAACCCCUAAAACAGCAAUUUAACAUGGAUUUUACUAUCUAACAAGACCAUUGAUCCAUAAAAUGAAAGCAAUAAUCAAAUGUUCUGUGCUAUAAAAUAAAUAUGACAUUAUUGUAGAUAAUUAAACUUAAUUUUUUUCUUACCUGCGCUGAUUAUAGUCAUUGUUUGGAUGGGGGGCUUUUAUCCAUUUCCGCAGUCACACAAUCAAUCAAUCGAUCAUAAAACGAAAAACAAGCCAUAGACACAAAAAUGAAAAAGCCACACAAACAAAAACGCAAGAAAUAGCAAAAACAAACGCACUGAAUAUCACCUCAGAACAUUGCAAUCAGAAGUGGAAGGCUUUAAUUAUGAUGGGGGGGGGGGCGAACUAAAAUUUGCUGCUUAAGGGUAAAACGGAAGCAAAUAAGCCUUAAUUAGGGUUGGGGGAGGGAUGACUUAAAUUUGCCGCUUAAGGGUAGAAACGGGAGCAAAUAAGCCUUAAUUACUAUGCGGGGGACUCAAAUUUCCUGCGCAACAGGAAAAAUGGAAGCUCAGGAGCAUGUUCAGCUUCCGGGACAAAGUUUGAAAACCGGGACACCUACUUCUGGGUUUGCAGUGUUUGGGUUCUGAGUUAUUAGGGAACUAAGCUGUUCGAAAACCGAGGCACCACUGUAAUUUGAAUCCAUUGAUUCGGGUCCUCUGGAGCAGCAGAAAGCCAGCUUGCUCCAUCUUCCAUGGGUCCAGCCCUUCAGAUAUUUGAAGAUGCCUGUCCUAUUUCCUCUCAGUCUCCACUUUUCCAAGCUAAACACUCCCAACUCCUUCAGCCCUUCCUCAAAAGCCUUGGUUUCCGGACUUUUUAUGCAGGAACCAGCUUUCAGCUGAUUCACAUCCUAUGUCUGGAUAGCUCAGUUGGUUAGAGCAUGGCACCGAUAACGCCAAGGUUGCAGGUUCGAUCCCUGUAAGGGACAGCUGCAAAAUUCUGCAGAGUAGGGGGUUGGAUUAGAUGAUCCUCAGCGUCCCCCGUUGGGGGUUCCUGGCUAAAGAUGCCCGUUCUUUGCCAGUUUGGUGCCCUCCACAUAUUUAGGGCUACAGCUCCCAUUGGCACUACAGUGGACCCUCUAGUUAUGUACCACUCUGGAUACGUAACUUUCGGUUUAUGAACGCUGCAAACCGCGCACGCAUUCGCAGAAGCGAUCUGAGCACCGUGCGCAGAAGCGCCCAAUUGCGCUCCGCUUGUGCGCAGUAGCGGCACCUCUGCCGACGGACUUUUCGGGUUGUGGGCGGACCCCCGGAACGAAUUUAAUUUGUAUCCGGAAGCUCCACUGUACUUUGUGUUCUCAUCGCCUGCCAUUCCAUUUUUUUUUUUAAAAAAGGACCGUGUGAGUCUUUCCGCAGCCCAAGGCGUCUUCAUCCCCUUUCUCGCUGCCUCAAAUCAUUUGCCCUGGGAAGCCAAGCUCUGCGCUCGAAGCAAUUAUAUAAAUUAUGCCUAAUUUCUGCCUUUCGGAUGUAAUUGCGCGAUUACGCCUAAUGUGCCGUGCAUCCAGCUCUCUCCACCUGCCAUACCGGGUGAUUUGUUUCCGCUCAGAGGCAAGCAGGGAGGGCUGCCGGCCUUACACCCUCCCAGGCUGGCUCUCACACUGACCCUGUUUCCAGUCCGCCUGUUUCAUCAGGGGCCUCAAAUCUGGGCGUAAACUUCUUGCCAAUGGCCUUCAGCAAAAGGCCGUCCCGUAUAACGCAACCCGCACGCCCCGGUUUAAUCCCGGUUCACCAUUUCCCCUGAAAAUCCAAUCAGGAAGAAAAGUCAGUGGAAAUGGUAAAAUCCAGAUUUGUACGAGACGACGGUGUUUUGUUGAUGGUGGUGUUUUGCGGGGGUGCCGCAGAAAACAUUGGUGUGCACGAGUCGCAGAGGGUUGACAGCCAACUGCUGUGUGGGUGUCCCUGAAAACAUUGUGCGUCAGGAUAAAUUGUUGCUGAGUUCUUCAGGGCCGUUAAAACAAAAAGAGAUUGUGGAGAGCUCUAGAAGGGCCUCUCCAAAUGGAACGAAUGGGUGGAAAAGCAAGAAAUGCAGUUUCAUGUCAAUGAGGGCACAGUGAUGCAGGGUAAUUAAUCUUAAUUUUGCAUAUUCGCCCAUGGGGUCUGAACUGGCGGUGAUGGACCAGGAAUGAGACCUUGGGGGCCCCAGUGGAUAGCUCGAUGAAGAUGUAGACCCACGGGGGGGGGGGGGCUGUGAAAAAGACAGACUCCACUCUAGGGAUUACAGUGGUACCUCGGGUUACAGACGCUUCAGGUUACAGGCUCCGCUAACCCAUAAAUAUUACCUCGGGUUAAGAACUUUGCUUCAGGAUGAGAACAGAAAUCAUACGGUGGCAGCACGGCAGCGGCAGGAGGCCCCAUUAGCUAAAGUGGUACCUCAGGUUAAGAACAGUUUCAGGUUAAGAACGGAGCUCUGGAACGAAUUAAGUACUUAACCUGAGGUACCACUGUAUAAGGAAAGGAAUUUGAAGUAUAACUUGACAAUAUCAUAAUGGCAUUAGACACCGCCUGAUUUGUGUGGGGGUUGCAUUCUGGGUCAUCUUGUGGAGCGCCCCCCCCCCGUCACUUCUGAGUUUGCGGCAAUGCACUUGUGCAAUUAUUAUUAUUACAGUGGUACCUUGGUUCUCUUGCCCCUUCUCCUUCUCCAGGUUGGGUUCUUGAAGAUCCUGCACAAGUACGAGAUCACCUUCCACCUGCCCUUUGUGCAGCGGCUGGGGCAGGAUGUCUGUGCUGCUCAGCUGGCCAACCUGAAUCUCCGCGUGACCAGCAUAGCGCCUGCAACGGAAGGUAAGGUCUUUCUGCCUUGCAUCACCUUCCGCACUGUGAGAUGAUGGGUGUAUCUGAAGGGGACCCUUUCCUGUGGUUUUGAGAUUCUCCGUUUCUUAAAAUGCUCUUCCUUAUGUCCUGAAAACCCUGUUUUGUUUUGUUUUGUUUUAUUUUCAAAAAAUAAAUAAAUCAUUUUAUAACACCAAUAAACAACACAAACAGAAAAACAAACAACACAAACAGAUUCUUGUAUUAUCCUUAUUUUUUUCUAAACCUUGUUAGGUGAGCUUCCCCAAGUCCCCCCAUCUGAUUUUCAUUUCACCUCAUCUUUAGCAGUUUACAUAUCAUAAUUUCUAACCAUUUUUUUAAUCGCACUUACUUUAACCAUAAAAAUCUUCACAUUUUAUCACUUACAAAUAAUACUAUUUUAAAUUACACUGUCUUCUACUUCUAACCCUACAGCCUAAAUCCAGUUCCAAAGCUAUUCUAAGAUUUAAAUAUUAACAUAUUUUUUCAAAUCUUCCUUAAACUUCUUCCAGUCUUCUUCCACCUGUUUUAUUGAUCCUCUUAAAAACACACACACAUACACACCCAGUGUUUCCCCUCUUGGUUCUGACUUUGCCUCUGUACGAAUCUGUGCUGCAAUUGCGUUUGGAAUAUACAAGGUACAGUUCUGGCUGCCUUGCCUCAAAAGGGAUGUUGUGUAGCUCAAAAAGGCUCAGUGCAGGGGGGCUACCAGGUGGCGCGUUGGAAGAUGGCCGACAAUAACAUCUCUCUGACCCAUACGAGGUACUAAGGGGCUGCUAUGGGAAGUAGGCAGCCUUCCUAUACUCCCCCAGGAUGUGGGGGAGUGCUGUCCUGCCAGCGGUGUUCACAAUGCACCCCCUGAAACGAGUGAUGGGGGUGCUGAACACUUGGCACAGGCCCUCGGUGAAGUCAGCUCUUCCUGACGCCGAUUCCAAUCAGCGUGUGCUGGUUGCUGCAGCUUGGAAUUAUAAUUGGAAACAUACGAUUGGAAAGGAAGCUGAAAGCACAUACAUCAAGUAAAGCUCGACCGAUAAGGCUGCUGAUUUAUGGAUCUCUGCGACCAGGAGUGACGGACGGAUAAGCAAAUCUUCUGAUGAACUACCACAAGGAGACUGUAUGUUUGGAACGAAGGGGGGGUGGAGGAAAAAACUCUUUUUUUCUGCAUGAUGUGACAUUAAUGAUGUGACAUUCACCCCAGAUAGAAAUAAGAUCGUCGCGUUUCUAUCAAUCACAGGCAGGAUUUUAAGAACUAUGUGGGACGGAGUAUAACAGGAAAAAAGACUGGAGAACGGUGAGAAAAGAGGAAAUUUUUUAUGACGCAGUUAAAAAAUGGCGUCUCGCCAGGACAGGUCUGCCGGAAGAAGAAGGACUGGGGGAGGAGAAUCAGGAUUGUUUGAAUGAGAAGGAAUGCUGGAAUGUAAGUUUGACCUGACAGAACCCCCAGACUCAUUUGAUUUAUUCGGUAAGCCUGAGAAAAAUAAAGGACAGAUCGGAGAUUAAUUUUGUUUAUGGAAGCGUUGUACGGAGGCUGUCCCGGAUCGAUAUGAUUUUUGGAAGAGUACAAAACCCACAUAGAAUGCCAGCUUUCAACCUGCUUGUGAAAAUCAUCAGAGAUCGCAAAGAAAGGAAUUUAUGAUAACAACAAGAAGAGAAAGGAAGUAAUAAAGCUCUAUCCGGAUCAAACUGGACAGAACUGUCUAAUUAAUGCAGUAAGAUAAGUGAUGCUGUUUUGGACUCGAGCCGAGCUUGAUGUAUGGGUACCCCCAACAAAAUUUAAAAUUUGGCUGUAUAAUUUGGAAUCAACGUGAUACGGAUAAUGUGAUGUGAUUGGCCUGUUAAUAAAAAUUAUUUUUUAAAAAAACAAAAAGGCUCAGUGCAACCUGGGAAACAUCUACUAAAAUGACCAAGGAAGUGGAGCGAUUCCUCUCUGGGACUUCCUACUUUGCAGAAAAGGCAAGAGGCAACUUGAGAGCGGUUUAUAAGAUUAAGCAGGGCACUGGGGAUGAAUUCAUGGAGCCAAGCAGGAGGUGCCCUGAAAAGAAUUGGGAGCCAAUGGUAUCGGCAGUGCUGGUCUGACUCGGUCAGAGGGAAUGCUGGGAAUCACGAGCGGGGAGAGUGUUCUUGUGCUUGGAUUUUCCUUGCGGGCCCCCCCUAAUGGGCUUCUGGUUGGCCUCUCUAAGAAGAGGAUGUCCAUAUCUCAUAGAAUCUCAGAGUUGAAAGGGACCCAAAGGUCAUCUAGUCCAACCCCCUGCAGUGCAGAAAUCUCAGCUCAAGCAUCCAUGGCAGAUGGCCACCCGACCUCUGCUUAAAAUCCUCCAAGCAAGGCGAUCCCAUCACCUUCUUAGGGAAACUGUUUCACUGUUGAAAGUUCUUCCUGAUGUUCUGUCGGAAUCUCCUUUCUUGUACUGUGGUAUCUCAGGUUACAGAUGCUUCAGGUUACAGACUCCGCUAACCCAGAAAUAGUGCCUCGGGUUAAGAACUUUGCUUCAGGAUGAGAACAGAAAUUGUGCUCUGGCGGCGGCAGCAGGAGGCCCCAUUAGCUAAAGUGGUGCUUCAGGUUAAGUUUCAGGUUAAGAACAAUACCCAAAUAUAGACAGUCAUUUACCCUCGCUAGAUUCAAUGUGCUACCAUCUGCCUUAUUGCAGGGCAGAUUCGAGGGUAAACCGGACGUGGAACAAGUCUGCCCCUGCGGCUUGAUGGAGGUAGAAACUGUCUCUCAUGUCUUGUUAGGCUGCCGUUUCUACGGGGAUAUACGCUCAGUAUUUAUCACUCUUGUUAUACAAAAAUCUCCAAAUGGGUCCGAACUUCAAUGUCUAAAACUCCUGGUAGAAGACAAGGAUCUGGAGAUUGCGCUAAGGGGGGCCAAAUUCUGUGCGACUGCCAUAAAACUUAGGGAACAAGCUGUACUACCAAAAUGAUUAAGGUUUUAAAUGAUAAUUUUAGGUUAUAUUUUAGUGAUCAAGAUUUAAUAUAUAUAUAUUUUUAACUGCCGCCAUAUCUGAAUUGUCUCUGUUGUACCUAAUUGCAAUUCAAUGUAUUCCUGUUGUGUUUUAUGAUUUUCCUGAUAUUGUAACUGAGCCAGAACUGGUCUGUGACCGUAAUAAUAAAAUUCAUUCAUUCAGGUUAAGAACGGACCUCCAGAACGAAUUAAGUUCUUAACCCGAGGUACCACUGUAACUUGAAUUGACUGGUUCGAGUCCUACCCCCCCCCACUCCAUCUUCCCUUGAGAUACUUGAAGAUGGUUCUUCUAUCUCCUCUCAGCCUCCUCUUUUCCAGGCAAAACAUACCCAGCUCCUUCAAGCGCUCCUCAUAAGGCUGGGUUUCCAGACCAAGGCAACCUGGCUAUAAGGCAACUUCCUAAGAGGCCUGACUCUGCUCACAACAGGUUUGGGGGCCUUUCAGCCUGGUUUGCAACCUCCCACAUUGCAAACACUGUUAUCCCCGGGACAUUAUGUCCUACGGGUUGCUCUCGCACGCCUCUUUCCUGGGGAGGAACAACACAAGAUUCGCUUUCUUUGGCAUUUUGCAAGAGAGACACUGCUGGGUGUCUUACUGCUCCUCAGUGAGAAGUUGUGUUGCUCUGUUGAAGCCUAUGUUUUUGGGCGUGCUGUGCCUGCAGGAGACCGGAUGCAGGAAACAUGCAGCCUCUGAGAAAGCUGUGCAGGGUGGAGAAACCCGAUGAUGGAUGUGAGCCAUCAGGUGCCCGCUUGUUUUCUCCAGCCAGGUGGAAUGUGAGGGAGGUUUGAUCUGGGAAGCGCAGGCUGGCCCGCAGAAUCCGGCUGGGAAGAAAGAGCCUUGUCUUCCUGUUUGGGAUUAUCUCUCGCUUGAAGCAGGGUGUAGGUCGGGGUUUGUGGGGGUGGCAGGUGUGCGUCUCCACCCCCAUCGUUCAGCCCAGACACUGAGGUCCAGCUCCGAGGGCCUUCUGUAAUUCGCUCUACACGGGGCUGCCCUUGAAGCUGUCCCAAAAUCUCCAGCGGGUGCAGAAUGCUGCAGCGAGGCUCCUCACAGUGUCCUCAUGGGGUUUUUCCAGCUGCACUGGCUCCCAGUGGAGAACAGGGUCAGAUUUAAGGUGCUGUUUUUGACUUUUAAAGCCCUAUGCGGCCUUGGACCCUUGGACCUACGGGACCGCCUCUCCCGGUAUGCCCUAUGGAGGACCUUAAGUUUCCCUAAAUAGCAACACCCUAGAGGUCCCGGGCCCUAAGGAAGUCAGAUUAGCCUCAGGCAGAGCCAGGGCCUUUUCAACACUGGCCCCGGCCUGGUGGAACGCUCUGCCUCAUGAGACCAGGGCCCUGCAGGAUCUGAUUUAUUUCCGCAGGGCCUGCAAGACAGAGUUGUUCCGCCUGGCCUUUGGCUUGGAAUCCACUUGAUCCCCUUCCCCUCUUUUUCCUUUCUCCUUCUGUGAUGGAACCCCUAUUUGGGGACUUCCCUGGCUUUUCUGUCUUACAGGCCCUGCGGAAAGAAAUCAGAUCCUGCAGGGCCCUGGUCUCAUGAGGCAGCGCCCCAGAGGUGCACUCCAUUGUUUCUCGCUCGAGAGAUGGAUGCCAUCAAUGAGACACAACCCAGCAAGGCCACAUCCGGUGCCAUUUGAACCCAUUUCGUUGGGCUUCACUGGAGACUGGAUGGCCACCUGUCAGAGAUUCCUUCACUGUGAUUCCUGCAUUUCAGGGGGUUGGUCUAGAUGACCCUUGGGGUCCCUUCCAGCUCUACAAUCCUAUGAUCCAUCUCUGUGCACUGGUGCCCUCCCUUCUUCUUCAGGACAGGACAGGCUGUGCAGUUAACUAAGUAAGCAACAUAAGGAACCCAGGAUUUUCCUUGAACCAGAUUUGGCUGAUGAAGGCACACCUCUCUCGCCCUGACCUAGCCACUGUGAUCCACGCGACGGUCACCUCCAGGCUUGAUUAUUGUAACUCGCUCUACGUGGGGCUGCCCUUGAGACUGACCCAGAAACUCCAGCGGGUGCAGAAUGCCGCGGCGAGACUCCUUACGGGGUCCUUGCCGCGGGAUCACAUUCACCCGGUGCUAUACCAACUGCACUGGCUCCCGGUGGAGUACAGGAUCAGGUUCAAGGUGCUGGUUUUGACCUUUAAAGCUCUAUGCGGCCUAGGACCCUCGUACCUACGGGACCAUCUCUCCUGGUAUGCCCCGCGGAGGACCUUAUGGUCUUCAAACAAACAUCUUGGAGGUCCUGGGCCACAUAGCCUGGCCUCAACCAGAGCUAGGGCUUUUUCGGCCGUGGCCCUGAUCUGGUGGAAUGCUCUGUCACAAGAGAGUAGGGCCCUGCGGGAUUUGACAAGAUGGAGCUGUUCCACCAGGCAUUUGGCCAAGGCACAGUCUGACCUCCUCCUUUGGUGAUCCUCACAGAACUCUAGCCCAAUGGUUGCCAUUAAUUUGAUUUUAGAAUGAAUUGAUUUUAGAAUGCUGUAUUAUUUUACUGUUGUUAGCCGCUCUGAGCCCGGCUUCAGCUGGGGAGGGUGGGAUAUAAAUAAAAUUGUAUUAUUAUUAUUAUUAUUAAAGUUCCUUUGUAGCAUCCUGCUGCCUUCCAGAUGUUUGGGGCUAUAGCUCCCAUCGCCCCCAGCCAGCACAGCUUGGAGCAGCAGCUGAAAACAUCUGGUUGGGGAAGGCUACUCCGUUGAGUCUAAGAACAUAAGAAGAGGUUGCUGGAUGAGGCCAUCGGCCCAUCUAGUCCAGCAUCUCAUUCUCAGAGUGGCCAACCGUAGGAAACCCACAAGAGGGAUCCCAGCACAAUAGCAACUCUCCCUUCUUCCCACUGGAAUGGGAAGAAACUGGAAGAAAUCUCCAGCAACUGGGAUUCAGAAUCAUUGCUUCCUCUAGCCAUGGAGGCAGCGCAGAGCCAUCUAGCGAUUUGUGCUCUGCAAAACUGUGUCUUUCCAACCCCAAUUUCCUUGAGAUGCUUCUAAUUAUCAAGGGAUCCUGCCGUGCGCCGUGAAAGGAAGGCUGCUUUGGUGCGCAAGUUUUAAUGUGACAAGAUGAGUCAUCGGUUUGCAUGUUUACUCUCUGCAGCUACUGGCAAAACAGCUCGGCUCGCAUCUCUCCCUGCUGUUGCAGCGGCAGAAACAGGGUGCAGGUCCGCUCUCUUCACAGAAUUGGAUAAUUAGAUCAUUUCUGCAAUCUUUGCUGUGACUUCGGCUGCGUCAUCCGUGGCAGGUUGGAUGUGUUGUGAUCCCAGAAGUGCACAAGAUGUGCUCUUCCAGCCCCUCUGGAAUUGCCAGAUCUCUGUGGAGUAAUCAGUCACUCGGCUAAUUUUCUCUCGCUCGCUCUCCCCUUCCAUUUUCUCUUGCCAAAAUAUAUGGGGCCGGCUUUGCCGUUAUGCAAAUUGCACAUUUUGCUCAGUGAGGGGCACCUGAUGCUUUGUGCAAGGGGGUUGUGUUGCUUGCUAUCUUUUUAUUGUAAAGCUUUCUGCUUUGUUUUAUAAAGGGCAUAAAACAGAGAGAACAAUUAGAGCAACAGACAAAAAGCAAAAGGUUAAAAGCAAAUCCAUAAAAGAGGAGCGCAGGAUGAGUGCACACGGGUUAAAACAACUAGACUAUCAGCGCUGUCAGAUUAUCAGGUCUUGUUCUGGAUUUGCCAGGCCUUGUGACAAGGGCUGCCUCAAAAAUGACGGUUCCGCUGUGUGGGGCACAAAAGAUUCCCAAAUCAGAUAAAAGGCGCCUGGGGGUUUUAGUCCUUGUCGAAGCCUCAAAUUACGUUUUUAUGCUUUAUCGUGCAUUUUGCUCAGCUAGGGGUACCUGGUGCUUUGCGCCAGACAAGGCCAAGGGGAUUGUGUUGCUGAGCAGUUCUUUGUAUUCCUGUCUGCACCUGGAAGAGCCAUCAAGAGAUGCUCAGGUGGCCUUUUCUGGAGGGUGGAAGGGAUUUGUUUUCGAGGCCAAUGGCUGACUGUUUGGAUCUAGGGAGGAGGGGGCACAGUCAGAUUUGGGAAGGCAAACUCCCAAGAUACUGUUAUACUCACAGAGCUAAAAACUGGCAGUGAUAUACCUCCUUUUUGGGAGUUCAGGUCAAAGUUGUUGAGUUUUUGUUAGGAAGGAAAGCCCCAUUUUUUAGGGGUGCAGGGAAAAGUUGUUGAGCUAAAAAAAGUUGUUUUUUUAGGGGAGCCAAAGUUGUGGACCCCUUCAUGGAUCACUGCCUUGCCGUGGCGAAGGGGCUUGAAGAACUCAGAGAAGCUAUGAACUAUGCCGAGCAGGGCCACCCAAGAUGAACAGGUCAUAGUGGGGAGUUUUGACCAAACGUGAUCCGCCUGGAGGAGGAACCGGCAAGCCACUCCAGUAUCCCUGCCAAGAAAACUCCAUGGAAAAAGACAACAGGCAUAUAAAAGUUAUGACACUGGAAGAUGAGCCCCUCAGGUCAGAAGACGUCCAACAUGCUACUGGGGAAGAGCAGAGGACAAGUACAAGUAGAUCCAGAGCUGAUGAAGCGGCUGGGCUAAAGCCGAAAGGACGUUCAGUUGCAGAUAUGCCUGGAAGCGAAAGGAAAGUCCAAUGCUGUAAAGAAAAAUAUUGCAUAGGAACCUGGAAUGUAAGAACCAUGAACCUGGGUAAGUUGGAUGUGGUCAAAAAUGAGAUGGCAAGAAUAAAUAUUGACAUCCUGGCAUCAGUGAACUAAAAUGGACGGGAAUGGGCGAAUUCAGUUCGGAUGACCAUCAUAUCUACUACUGUGGGCAAGAAACCAGCAAAAGAAAUGGAGUGGCCCUCAUAGUCAACAAAAGAGUGGCGAAAGCAGUACUGGGAUGCAAUCUCAAAAAUGAUAGAAUGAUCUCGAUACGAAUCCAAGGCAGACCUUUUAACAUAACAGUAAUCCAAGUUUAUGCACCAACUACUGGUACUGAAGAAACUGAAAUUGACCAGUUCUAUGAAGACUUACAACACCUUAUAGAAGUGACACCAAAGAAGGAUGUUCUUCUCAUUAUAGGGGAUUGGAAUGCUAAAGUAGGGAAUCAAGAGAUAAAAGGAACAACUGGCAAGUUUGGCCUUGGAGAGCAAAAUGAAGCAGGGCAAAAGCUAAUAGAGUUCUGUCAAGAGAACAAGCUGGUCAUCACAAACACACUUUUCCAACAACACAAGAGACGACUCUACACGUGGACAUCACCAGAUGGGCAGCAUCAAAAUCAGAUUGAUUAUAUUCUCUGCAGCCAAAGAUUGAGAAGCUCAAUACAGUCAGCAAAAACAAGACCUGGAGCUGACUGUGGCUCAGAUCAUCAGCUUCUUAUAGCAAAAUUCAAGCUUAAACUGAAGAAAGUAGGAAAAACCACUGGGUCGGUAAGAUACAAUCUAAAUCAAAUCCCUUAUGAAUACACAGUGGAAGUGAGGAACAGGUUUAAGGAUUUAGAUUUGCUAGACAGAGUGCCUGAAGAACUAUGGCUGGAGGCUCGCAACAUUAUACAGGAGGCAGCAACAAAAACCAUCCCAAUGAAAAGGAAAUUCAAGAAAGCAAAGUGGCUGUCCAACGAGGCCUUACAAAUAGCGGGGGAGAGAAGACAAGCAAAAUGCAAGGGAGAUAGAGAAAGAUACAGGAAAUUGAAUGCAGAUUUCCAAAAAAUAGCAAGGAGAGAUAAGAAGGUCUUCUUAAACGAGCAAUGCAAAGAAAUAGAGGAAAACAAUAGAAUGGGAAGAACCAGAGAUCUGUUCAAGAAAAUUGGAGAUAUGAAAGGAACAUUUCGUUCAAAGAUUGCCAUAAUAAAGGACAAAAGUGGUAAGGACCUAACAGAAGCAGAAGACAUCAAGAAGAGGUGGCAAGAAUACACAGAGGAAUUAUACCAGAAAGAUAUGGAUGGCUGGUACACCCCAGGUAGUGGGGUUGCUGACCUUGAGCCAGACAUCCUGGAGAGUGAAGUCAAAUGGGCCUUAGAAAGCACUGCAGAUAACAAGGCCAGUGGAAGUGAUGGUAUUCCAGCUGAACUAUUUAAAAUUUUAAAAGAUGAUGCUGUGAAGGUGCUACACUCAAUAUGCCAGCAAAUUUGGAAAACUCAGCAGUGGCCAGAGGAUUGGAGAAGAUCAGUCUACAUUCCAAUCCCAAAGAAGGGCAGUGCUAAAGAAUGCUCCAACUACCGCACAGUUGCACUCAUUUCACACGCUAGCAAGGUUAUGCUUAAAAUUCUACAAGGAAGGCUCAGGGCAGUAUGUGGACCAAGAACUCCCAGAAGUGCAAGCUGGAUUUAGAAGAGGCAGAGGAACCAGAGACCAAAUUGCAAACAUGCGCUGGAUUAUGGAGAAAGCUAGAGAGUUCCAGAAAGACAUCUACUUCUGCUUCAUUGACUAUGCAAAAGCCUUUGACUGUGUCGACCACAGCAAACUAUGGCAAGUUCUUAAAGAAAUGGGAGUGCCUGAUCACCUCAUCUGUCUCCUGAGAAAUCUCUAUGUGGGACAAGAAGCUACAGUUAGAACUGGAUAUGGAACAACUGAUUGGUUCAAAAUUGGGAAAGGAGUACGACAAGGCUGUAUAUUGUCUCCCUGCUUAUUUAACUUAUAUGCAGAAUUCAUCAUGCGAAAGGCUGGGCUGGAUGAAUCCGUAGCCGGAAUUAAGAUUGCUGGAAGAAAUAUAAACAACCUCAGAUAUGCAGAUGACACAACCUUGAUGGCAGAAAGUGAGGAGGAAUUAAAGAACCUUUUAUUGAGGGUAAAAGAGGAGAGCGCAGAAUAUGGUCUGAAGCUCAACAUUAAAAAAACGAAGAUCAUGGCCACUGGUCCCAUCACCUCCUGGCAAAUAGAAGGAGAAGAAUUGGAGGCAGUGAGAGAUUUUACUUUCUUGGGCUCCAUGAUCACUGCAGAUGGUGACAGGAGCCACGAAAUUAAGAGACGCCUGCUUCUUGGGAGGAAAGCAAUGACAAACCUAGACAGCAUCUUAAAAAGUAGAGACAUCACCUUGCCAACAAAGGUCCGUAUAGUAAAAGCUAUGGUUUUCCCAGUAGUGAUGUAUGGAAGUGAGAGCUGGACCAUAAAGAAGGCUGAUCGCCGAAGAAUUGAUGCUUUUGAAUUCUGGUGCUGGAGGAGACUCUUGAGAGUCCCAUGGACUGCAAGAAGAUCAAACCUCUCCAUUCUGAAGGGAAUCAGCCCUGAGUGCUCACUGGAAGGACAGAUCGUGAAGCUGAGGCUCCAAUACUUUGGCCACCUCAUGAGAAGAGAAGACUCCCUGGAAAAGACCCUGAUGUUGGGAAAGAUGGAGGGCACAAGGAGAAGGGGACGACAGAGGACGAGAUGGUUGGAUAGUGUCUUCGAAGCUACAAACAUGAGUCUGACCAAACUGCGGGAGGCAGUGGAAGACAGAAGUGCCUGGCAUGCUCUGGUCCAUGGGGUCACGAAGAGUCGGACACGACUAAACGACUAAACAACAACAAAAAGUUGUGGAGCUUCUUUGGGGGAGCCAGUGAUCUACCGCAGACGUCCAGUGAUCUGCCGGUAGAUAGAUGCCUGCUAUACAUCGUCCUUUAAGGGUGUAAAAGGGGACGCGAGUGGCGCUGUGGGUUAAACCACAGAGCCUAGGACUUGCUGAUCAGGUCGGCGGUUCAAAUCCCUGCGACAGGGUGAGCUCCCAUUGCUCGGUCCCUGCUCCUGCCAACCUAGCAGUUCGAAAGCAUGUCAAAGUGCAAGUAGAUAAAUAGGUACCACUCCGGCGGGAAGGUAAACGGCAUUUCCGUGUGCUGCUCUGGUUUGCCAGAAGCGGCUUAGUCCUGCUGGCCACAUGACCCGGAAGCUGUACACCGGCUCCCUCGGCCAGUAAAGCGAGGUGAGCUCCACAACCCCAGAGUCAUCCGCGACUGGACCUAAUGGUCAGGGGUCCCUUUACCUAAGGGUGUAAAGCUGCCCUUGCCAUCCCGGUGCCCUCCUGAUGUUGUUGAACUACAACUCCCAUCAGCCCCAGCCAGUAUAGACUCAAUGUUUUCUUCUGAACGUAUUUCUUCCAGCCUCUGGUUGUGAUCACCUCUAUUUUGUGUUCUUUGUGCCUUCGUUUUUUCAGUCUUUGCCUCCACCUUUAAACAAACCGAAUGAAUGAUUCAGCUGUUGGGGCCUUGCCUUGUUUUCACGCGCAAAAACACACACAGUCCCAGUGUGGCAAAGCAGAACCCAUCUGCCUUCUGAUUCAGUGCAUCUUUUAAAAUAUGUACUUGAAGCCGCCCAGAGUGGCUGGGGAAACCCAGUCAGAUGGGCAAGGUUAUAGGUAAUAAAGUUACUAUUAUUCUGUGUAACUCACGAAGGGGUGAGGAAUUUGAUUCAAUUUGCGUGGAAAGGUGGGCCUUACAUAAUCAGCUCUUCACAAAACAAGAUGCAAGGUGCGACCCUCCUUCGAAACUUUUGCAUCUCUCAACGUUGCAAUACACUUCUCUGGCCAAGUCAUGUUGAGUAUAUGAGUGGAAAGGGCAGAUAUCGGAAUCUGGUUCCCUUCUGGGGUCUUCUUUUUAGAAAGAAUAAUAAUAAUUUUAUCAUUUAUAACCCGCCCAUCUAACUGGGUUGCCCCAUCCACUCUGGGCGGUUUCCAAAACAUAUAAAAACAUUAUAAGGCAUUAAACAUUUUCUUUUUAAAAACCCCUUCCCUAUACAGGAAGCAAGCAGCAAUGUCUGCAAGGGACCCCAUGAAAGUGUAACAUGAUAAAAGAUUAGAUCAAUGUAUAUUAGUGUUGCCAUAUUUCAAGAAGCGAAAAUCCGGACACAAAACUUGUUGGGUUUGGGGGUUUAGGGUUGUUAUUUUUUUUUGCAAAAUAGUUUUUUAGCUACUUUUCAGAAAUUCACCCCAAAAAUCAACACUUUCGAUAUGAGCUGCCACACUCCCAGUUUCUCCCCCCCCCCCGAUAUUUUAAUUAACUUCCGAAAAUUCCGCCCGGAUGCCAGCUAUGUCCUGAAAAUCCUGAUUGGAUUGCAGCCCUAACCUAUAUGCCGAUUCCCGCUUUGCUUAUUUCCCAAUUACCCCCUAGAAAAACGAGUGGACGUCUUGCGCUGGGAGAAUGCAUUCAUUGAGAAAACAGGAGAAGCUUCCAUUUGUGGAGGUUUGUCUUCAGUCGUGACUCAAACGGGGUAGAAGGAUUCAAGAUCGUGAAGCCUUCUGGCUUCUAUGCAAUGAGUCUGUCUGGUGGAUCCUGUCCAGGAACUCCUGAGUUUGUUUUUAUAUUUAGCCUCGGAGGGUGACUAAUGAUACGCUACAUGGAAGAGGAUUGUGAUGACAGGAAAUUUGGCGGCAUGUUGAGAUGCACCCAGCAGCUCACAGCCGCUAAACACAGCCUCCCCUCCCAGGCUUCUCAUUCCCUGAAAGAGUUGCUGCCAGAGGGGUGCUCAGAGAAGCCUUCGCCAACCUGGUGCCCUCCAGGCGUUUGAAGAACAUAAGAGGGGUCUCCUGGAUCCGGCCGGUGGGCCGUGUAGUCCAGGAUCCUGUUCUCACUGUGGCUGAGCGCUUGCCCCGGUGGGAAACCCGCAAGCAGGACUCGAACCCAGAGCGCUGUCUCCUCCUUUGGUUUCAGAAGCAUUGCCGCCUUGGACUGUGGAUGGCAAAGCAUGGCUAGGAGCCGUGAGUAGCCAUCCCUUCCAAGAAUGUGUCUGAGCCACUUUUGAAACCAUCCAAGUCGGACACUCUUGAGAGUCCCAUGGGCUGCAAGAAGAUCAAACCUAUCCAUUCUUAAGGAAGUCAGCCCUGACUGCUCACUGGAAGGACAGAUCCUGAAGCUGAGGCUCCAAGACUUUGGUCACCUCAUGAGAAGAGAAGACUCCCUGGAAAAGACCCUGAUGUUGGGAAAGAUGGAGGGCACAAGGAGAAGGGGACGACAGAGGACGAGAUGGUGGGACAGUGUUCUCAAAGCUACAAACAUGACACUUCCGGGGUGGCGCCUCCGGAAAAUGGCGGAAUUCCCUUCGAACUGAAGGGAACCCGCUGCACGGAGGCUUGGGUCCUGCCGCUACGGCGCAGCGGGGACCCUUAAAAACCACAGGCGGAAGAAGCCUGUGGACGUGGGACUCGGCGGGCACCGAGAGCGCUCUCUCCCUUGUACAGGAGCCCGGUAACGGGCUCCGGAGUGGGAGGUGCGUGGUGCUGUGAGUCGACUGCUUCCUCCGUGCAGCAAAGCCGCACUGCCAUUUUCGGAGAGCGCUGCCUUUUUCCUGGACAAUUUGGCAUCUAAAACAUCUAUCCGUGAGUACCUGAUCCUGGAAGAGCUGAACUACUUUUAAGAUUGGUGAAUAAAUAAAUAAUAUUGGACUUGAACUUGAAAUUGAACUUAAUUGGGACUCGGAACGGAAAGGUCUAAACAGGAAGUCGCCUUCCGUUCUUUUGUUACGUGAAGAAAGCAAAGACAAAUUAUACUAAAGCUUGAAAAUUAAAUUCUGAAAGAACUAAAAUUCAACAUCUAAGAUUUCUGAACCCCCCCUUUGACUGCAGGAGAAGAAGGGGGCUGUUUUGGUUUUUCCAACCCUGCGGAAGUGAGUUUAAAACAAAGUAAUUUUCCACCUCCCUGAACCAGGAGCGGGCUGUCAGAACUGACGAUUUGAAGCUUAUCCAGCUUGACAGAUAGUUAAAAGAAGUGUAACAUUUUGAUUCUACUGUUGCCUCUUGAAUUUGGAAGGGGGAAUUUUAGAUAAAGUGUUUUUGGAAAAAGAAAGAUUGUUGCUGUUGUUUUUCCCCCUUUAAAAAAAAAAAGGGGGGGGGGUUUCCAUCUAGUGGAACUGAGUGAAAUUGCAAUGCAGAGAGUUUAAAAGAGAAGGAUUAUUCUCGUGGGAAAGAAUUUUCUUUGACCUUGAAGGACAAUGCUUGUACAAAGGCUUGAACAAGUGUUCCUGGAAGGUUUUGCAAAAUUAAGUGCCCAGCUGGACCAGAUGCGUCAGGAGUCUAUCUUGAUGAUGGAAGUUACCAGAGCACAGCAGCAAACAAAUGAAAUUCAGUUAAAGUCUAUACAAGUAUAUGAACCUGCUGUAGCGACGGAGACUUCAGAGAUGGAGGGACCUUUGGAUGGGCAAGAUCAGCUUUUGAAUUUGAUAAAUGAACUUGAGACAAACCUGACUCGGAAAGAUGAAAUGUGGUCAGAUUUGGAAAUGGGGGGAUGGAUUGACACCCCUCUAUAUGGUUAUUUGGACUUUCCGAGUCUAGUGAUGGGCCAUCAGAGGAUUGGAGUAGUUGAAGUCUCCAAGCUUUGUGGAAAUUGGAAGUGGUAUUAUCUGCUGUCUGGCUUGGGUAAUGGGUUUGGGAUGGACUUGUUGCAAAGAGUCAAAAGCAUUUUUUUGCUGGAGUAUCCACGACUGAAAGGGAAAUAUCAACAAGAGUGGCGAAAGGGGCAAGAAAGAGACUUGAGGGCCUCGGAUACGAGACAACCAGGUUAAGGAGCCGGACUAUUGAGGUUAAAAGGACUGACAAUCCCGGGUCCAGGGGAGGGGAGGCUGGAAGUUGACUGGACUGAAUCUGAUUUACUAUUUUUUCUUUUUUAUUUUCUAAUAUUGGGAAUGUUUAUAAAUGUCUGAAGGAUGUUGAAUGAAAUUAUAUGGCUUAAGUAAGGAUUGGUAAAGGAUUUGUAAAAAGGUAAUGAUUUAAGAAUUUGCUAAAUAUUGAAUAUAAGCUUUGAGCUUUAAAGUUUUUAUAUGACAAGAGGGAAAAUAGAAUAAGGAAACGUAAUGAUAGAUUGUUAUGAAAAAACAGAAAGGAUUUGCUGUAAAAAUUAAAUACUAAGAAACAAGAGGGGGGAGGAGGAGGAAGUCUAGAAAGGAAGUUAAUGGAGAUCGUAAAGGAUUUUAUAUUUCUGUUUUUCUUUUUUUCUUUUUUUCUUUUCUGCGGCUGGUUUUUUUUUCUUUUUUUUUUCUUCUUUAAUAUUUGUAUUAUUUUCGGGGUUUUUUUCUGUAUUUUCAAACCUUUUUGGAUAUUUUUGUUGUUACUUUUUGAAAAUUUAAUAAAUAUCAAUUAUAAAAAAAAAACAAAAAAAAACAAAGCUACAAACAUGAGUCUGACCAAGCUGCGGGAGGCAGUGGAAGACAGGAGGGCCUGGCGUGCUCUGGUCCAGGGGGUCAUGAAGAGUCGGACACAACUAAAUGACUAAACAACAACAAAGUCAGCGCCCAUCAAUGCCUCCUGUGGCAGCAAGUUCCACGGUUUAGCUGUAUGCAGCGUAAAGAAGCUGGCAUCUGUCUGCCUCGACACAAUGGGUGAAGUCACAGAGGCAACCUCCCGGGGGGGGACAAGUCUGGGCAGUGUGCCUCUUUUUUCUGAAAGGGGGAGCAAGCAAGACCCCCCUCCGACUCCUAAACUCAAACUGCUGGGGGUGGGACUAGAAUAGAUGCCCCCUCUGGCCCCUUCCACCUCUACUAUGCAGUGAUUCAAACAUUGCUGCUCCUUUUAUCUCUUUGCAGUUUUCCUUGGCUGCCUCCCCCCCACCCUGUGGCUUCUUGCAGCAGGAAAACAAAGCGCAUGCAUUUCCACCCCGUCUGCCGGGCCGGCAAGAGAUGGAUUAAGGGUGCGCCGUACAUUUCACCUGCCACACAGGGCUACAUCUGAUUGGCACAGAGAGGCAGCCCUCUGGCAUUUGAGUCAAGGCAUUGAUCUUCUGCAGAGUGUUCCGGACGUGCCAGGAAUACUUUUCUCGGUGAUGCGCUGCCCUUUUCAGAAGGCUGGCUUGCAGCAGGCGGCAACGCCUUUCUCCAUCCACCCCCACCCCCAUUUUGGAGAUGGCGCAAGGCUGUAGUUGGGCACCCCUCCUGGUGGCAACAGCUCCGAGGCUGGGGAGGGUCCUUCUGGCCUGCCAAGCAAGGGAUCGAGAUGCGCCGAUGGGGCACCCCGUAAAUGUCCUUUGCGAUACGUACAUUCUCCUCCGCAGGCACCCCAUCCGUCCUGACGAUGGGCAUGUUCCUGUAAUUACGGCUUGCGACAGUCAGUAGUGUGAUGCAGCAGAAAAAGUCUACUGCGAAUAAAGGCUGCGUCCGCAGAAGUCUCGCAGAAGUCUAGUGUCCAGAUUAAAGGAAGCAAUAGUUCCUCUCUGUAUUCUGACUCUAUUCUGGGGUACCGUGUCCAGUUCUGAGUGCCACCGUUUAAGGAGGAUAUUGACUGUUAAGUCAAUACAGUGGCUGCUUGGGUUGCGAGUAUAAUCCGUGCAGGAAGCAUGUUCAUAACCUGCAGCAUUUGCAACCCGCAAAGUCUGCAAGUGCGGGUUGCGAUUUGGCGCUUCUGCACAUGCACAAAGUACGACUUUUUUCAAUGCGUGAGCAUCAAAACCCAGAAGUAACCUGUUCCGGUACUUCCGGGUUUCGGCGCGUCUGUAACACGAAAACGCGCAACCUGAAGCGUCUGUAACCCGAGGUAUGACUGUAUUAGCCAAAAUGCUGUGCUACUGAAUUUGUUACGCAAACUGCGAAUACUCUGCAGGAUCCCUAAGCGUGCUAAUGCCUUUUGGCAUCAGUUGCUGUGAUGUUCAGGCAGAAGAAAGCUUUUGAUGCUCCCAAACGAUCGACCAGGAGGGAGAGAACAUGCCAGCUGGGCAUGUGUCUCUGCCAGGGUCCUACACGAGAGUAGGACGCUCCUAACAUUGACAAGCUGUGCAGAGGAGGGCAACCAAGAUGAUAAAGGGCAGACUUCUGGGCUGGGGUGUUUUGUUUCAUAGAAUCACCAAGUUGGAAGGGACCACCAGAGUCAUCUAGUCCAACCCCCCCACAAUGAAGGAAUCUCAGCUAAAGCGUCCGUGACACAUGGCCACCCAACCUCUGCUUAAAAACCUCCAAGCAAGGAGAGUUCGUGCGCUGUCUUUAUUUUAGAUCUUGCUGUGAUGGAUGUGGAAGGUGUUGAGGUUGGUUGUGUGCUUUUAUUUUUUAUUUACUUACAUUGCAGUUGUGUAUUUUUUCCCCAUGUUUGCGACUCAACAGCAGGAAGAACUUUCUGACAGUAAGAGAUGUUUGACAGUGGAACGGACUCCCUUGGAAGGUGGUGGACUCUCCUUCGUUGGGGGGUUUUAAACAGAAGUUGGGUGGCCCUUUUUCAUGGAUGCUCAAGCUGAGAUUCCUGCAUUGCAGGGGGUUGGACCAGAUGAUGAUGAUGAUAAUAAUAAUAAUAAUAAUAAUAAUAAUAAUAAUAAUAAUAAUAAUAAUUUUAUUUAUACCCCACCCUCCCCAGCCAGAGCCGGGCUGAGGGCGGCUAACACCAGUAAAAUUACUAUAAAAACAUAAUAGAGAAAAAACACCCAAUUUAAAAUACAGGUUAAAAUGCAAUUUAAAAUGCAGCCUCAUUUUAAAAGUAGCCCAUAGAUGAAAACCAUAAGGGGAGGGAAACAGAAGGGUCAGACUGAGUCCAAACCAAAGGCCAGGCGGAACAGCUCUGUCUUGCAGGCCCUGCGGAAAGAUGUCAAGACCCGCAGGGCCCUGGUCUCUUGUAACAGAGCGUUCCACCAAGUUGGGGCCAGUACUGAAAAGGCCCUGGCGCUAGUUGAGACCAAUCUAACCACCUUGCUACCUGGGACCUCCAAAGUGUUGCCAUUUGUGGACCUUAAGGUCCUCCACGGGACAUAACAGGAGAGGCGGUCCCGUAGGUAUGAGGGUCCUAGGCCGCAUAGGGUUUUAAAGGUCAAAACCAGCACCUUAAACCUGACCCUGUACUCCACCGGGAGCCAGUGCAGUUGGUAUAGCACCGGGUGAAUGUGAUCCCUUCCAACUCUGGAAUGCUAUGCAUUCCCGUCAUCCAGGUUCCCUGGCCUGGAAGAUGGGGGCUGGUGUGAGUUGGCGGCUGCAGGACCCCCGUUACCAUUUAUAUUCCCCUGGCAAGGGGGUCUUAUACCCUAUGAGUGCAAGGUUUAGCACACAGGAGGAGAGUAGAAGGCUUGAAGGGGACGAAGGAACUGCUCUCUUUGAGCGUAGGGGUAAAUUGAAUAGCUGGUAGCUGCCCAAAGGCAAUUAAUCCCAAUAUAAAAAAUUCCCUGGACUUUUUAACAUGCCAGUAGGAAAAGCUAGGAUUGGUUUAUUAAAAAACCCACAUCGUAUAAGGUGUAAUAACCAUUAUGGUGAGAUCCUUCUCUCUACCAAAGACCUCUAUAUUCCAAACCUCAGGUACCUAUUGAAAGCUUGCCUCUAUAUUUAGGCAAACCCCUUGCCCCGCUCCCCAAAUUAAUGUGUUCUUUAAUGGCUUAUAGUUUUAAGUACACCCCUCCAGCUUUGCCGAUUUAACACGUAGGAGGCGAGUCAUUUGUGAAAAAUUUCAAAGCGCUGUUCCCACGCCCAGCGAGUCCCGUCAUUGUUCAGGUGCGGAAAUUAGGCAUUUUUCCUGAUCGUUGGAAACCUUCCCCCCACCCCUUGAAUGCACCAAAUUAUUACGCCCCUCCCCAGAUGAAUGACUGUGUUUAUCUUCCUCUGAGUCAAGCGAAAUUAUUACCGGUGACAAAAAAAUAAAAAAGGUUUUGCUCUGCUGAAAAGCUUGAGGGGUGUGUGUGUCAUUUUUUUUUUUUUGUAUUUCUGGAGGGGUUUUUUUUUGGGGGGGGGGGCUUAAUUCCCAAUCAUGCCCCCCUCCCCGCCUAUGUGGAGCGAGUGCUUGAAUUAGCAAGCAUAUUUUAUAAAAAGUGUUCGACAGCUUUUUAGGAAAGGCACCUGGCAUUGCACCUGUAUCAGCUAGAAGAGGCUCCCCCCUUUCUCUCUCUGAAGAAGCGGGGUCUGUAAUUUGGGGGGGUCGGAUCUGCCACUUUGGAUCUGCCGCUUUGACCAGAGCGCUGUAGCAUCAGUUAAGAGUGCCAGAUGAGGACCUGGGAAGAGACUCGGGUUCGAAUUCUGACGUGAAGCUUGCUGGGUGUGAGCUCUGGCCCUGCCUCUCUGAGCCUCACCUACCUCCCAGGGUGGUUGUGUGGAUUAAGUGAGGAGGGGGGAGAUCCAUGUUUAAACUAUUGUUUAAUGUUUCAUUGUGUUUUCAUAUAUGUUUAGGUAAGCUUUUAAUGUUUGAUGCAUUACUGUAUUUUAAUAUUUUGUUGGAAGCCGCCCAGAGUGGCUGGGGAAGCCCAGCCAGAUGGGCGGGGUAUAAAUAAAUUAUGAUGAUGAUGAUGAUGAUGAUGAUGUUGGAAGCUGCCCAGAGUGGCUGGGGCAGCCCAGUCAGAUGGGUGGGGUACAAAUACAGAUGUACCUUAGUUUUCGAGCAGCUUAGUUCUCAAACGUUUUGGCUCUCGAACGUUGCAACCUGGAAGUGACAUUUCAAGUUUGUGAACUAUUUUUGGAAGCCGAACGUCCGACGGGGCUUCUGAUUGGCUGCAGGAGGUUCCUGCAGCCAAUCAUAAACCGUGCUUUGGUUUCCAAACAUUUUGGAAGUUGAACGGCCUUCCGGAACGGAUUCCGUUUGACUUCCGAGGUACGACUGUAAUAAAAUUAUUGGUGUUAUCAUCAUCAUUAUUAUAAUUAUGCAUGACAACAUGAGCUCCUUGGAGGAAAGGGGUACAAUAUAAAUCCGUGGUUCGCAAGGUGGGGCACAUGCCCUACAGGGGGGCAAUUAUUUUUAAGGGGGGGCAAUUCGAGAAUGAAUUAUUAACAGAGAAUGGCUCUUUCUUUUCUAUUUUACUAUUCCCCAGUAUUCCUGAGCUAAGCAUUUCUCAAUUGACUUCUAUCUUAACCUGAAAUACAUCAGAAAUAACCUUUAUAAUCUUUUUCCAAUAUUCCUUUACACACAUACACUCCCACCACAUAUGUGCAUAUACCCCCAACUCUUGACCACAAUGCCAAUACUUAGGACUCAAUCCUUUAACUAUAUAUGCCACUUGCGCCUGGGUUCUAUACCUGCGUGCUUCCUUUCUGACAUUGCGGUACCACUGCAGUUUUUUGCCUGAAGCAAAAUCAAAGCUGUCGCCUAGUCCCAGGGCAUGUGCAGAGUUGCAGCUGAGCUGAGCUUCUGCGUAACAGUGGCAGGGAGUUCCCCGGGUUAAUGACCUGCCGUGUCAAGGAAAUGCUUCCCUCUGCCUCUUGGUCUGCCGUUUCUGUGAUCCUUGCGGGGGUGUUGUAUGAUGACGCCUGCCACUCUUGUCUCCCCUCUGCCGCUCAGGUUACAACAUCAAAUGCGAGUACACCGCCCACAAAGAAGGGGUCCUCCGGGAGGAGAUGGUGCUGCAAAGCCAGACCAAUGACAAAGUCUCCAUCAAGGUGGUCGUGCAAGCCAGGGUGAUGGGUAAGUGUCCCCGUUCCUUAAGCCUACAUUUUUUGGGGGGGCUGUGGAAGCCGUUGGAGGACCUGAAGACUCCCACCACUUUUCCACAAAAGAGAAAGUCCUCCAUUGGCUCCCAGUACGUUUCUGAGCACAAUUCAAAGUGUUGGUGCUGACCUUUAAAGCCCUAAAUGGCCUCAGUCCUGUAUACCCGAAGGAGCGUCUCCACCUCCAUCGUUCAGCCCGGACACUGAGGUCCAGCUCCGAGGGCCUUCUGGUGGUUCCCUUGCUGCGAGAAGUGAGGUUACAGGGAACCAGGCAGAGGGCCUUCUCGGUGGUGGCGCCCGCCCUGUGGAACGCCGUCCCACCAGAUGUCAAAGAGAUAUAAACAACUAUAUGACAUUUAGAAGACAUCUGAAGGCAGCCCUGUUCAGGGAAGUUUUUAAUGUGUGACAUUUUAAUGUAUUUUUAAUCUUCGUUGGAAGCCACCCAGAGUGGCUGGGGAAACCCAGUCGGAUGGGCGGGGUACAAAUAAUAAAUUACUAUUACUUACUAUUACUCCUUCACGCAUAACAUAGUUAAACUGUGGAACUCCCUGCCUCAGGAAACAACGGUGGCCGCCAACUUUGAAAGGAGGCAGGGCAAAUUCAUGGAGGAGAGAGGCUGUCCAUUGCUGGCGGUCAGGAUGGCUAUGCUCUAGAGGCAGUAAUGUGUCAUGGACUGGUUGGACAACAGGAGUGGGGGGGGGGACACCAGCUAGGGAACCCCCAAGGGAACUCCCAGGGGAAGAAGGCUCAGAGCCAGGGGAGUGGUGAUGGGACGAUGACAAGUGGUCAGAGGGAGAAGACUGGGAAGAGGGGAUUGUCGGAAGAUGAAGAGGUAACAGGGCUCCGUGAGCGGGGAGAGUCGGUGGCAGAGAGCAGUCCAGACUCAGUGGCAGAAGAUGAAGCAGGAGAGGAGGGAGACCAAGAGGCAGUCUGGCUGAGGAAGACUCAUGGGUAUCUCACCCUCCUGCUGAGAUAAGCUCCCAUCUCCCAGGACCAGAAGAGGCAUGAAAAGGGUGGAGGAGAGGUUUAGCUACAGGUAGGCACAGUCUCCGAUUGCCUGGGGGAAACCCUGGAGAGGAGGGGACUUAGGCAGCUGUGGGGAAUCAGGGACCUUUAGUCUCAGCAACUGCUUCAUGGGGGCAGACCUGCCAGAGAUGAGUUGCUGUGCUCAUUAGGCCUGACUCUCCUGUGCAGAUCCUUCUUUCGCUAAUAAAGAAUCGGCUCCAAAUGGCCUGGUGUGAUUGAGCUCACUCCUUUCACAGUGCUUCUGAGUCCCACUUGCUGGAAACCGCAGGAGGGGAGAGUUGCUCUUGUGUUCGAAUCCUGCUUGCGGGUUUCCCAUCUGUUUGGCCAUUAUGAGAAGAGGUUGCUGGACUAGGUGGGCCAUUGGCCUGAUCCAGCAACCAGCUCUUCUUAUGUUCCUGGUUAAGUGUCCCCUUUCCCACAAUCCAUCCUGAGCUUUGCACAUCCCUGGAUUACCAACUUUUCUGGGACCCUUCAGCUGUGAAUCCCGCAUUGCAGGGGGUUGGACUGGAUGACCCUUUGGGUCCCUUGCAGCUCUGCAGUUCUGUGAUUCUGUGACUUUUUUGUGGUACAAAAUCAUAGCAAUUUUGUGGUGCGAAAAUUCAGCUCUUCGGCUGUGCACAGACAGUCCUGCUAUCUGCUUGGACUACUUCAAUGUGCUCUAUGUGGGGCUCCCUUUGAAGGUGACCUGGAAAUUACAACUAAUCCAGAAUGCGGCUGCUAGACUGGUGACUGGGAGCAGCCGCUGAGACCACAUAACACUGGUCUUGAAAGACCUACAUUGGCUCCCAGUAUGUUUCCGAGCACAAUUCAAAGUGUUAGUGCUGACCUUUGAAGCCCUAAAUGGCCUUGGUCCUGUAUACCUGAAGGAGCGUCUCCACCCCCAUCGUUCUGCCCAGACGCUGAGGUCCAGCGCCGAGGGCCUUCUGGCGGUACCCUUGCUGCGAGAAGCCAAGUUACAGGGAACCAGGCAGAGGGCCUUCUCGGUGGUGGCGCCCGCCCUGUGGAACACCCUCCCACCAGAUGUCAAAGAGAACAACAACUACCAGACUUUUAGAAGACAUCUGAAGGCAGCCCUGUUUAGGGAAGCUUUUAAUGUUUAACAGACCACUGAAUUUUAAUACUUUGUUGGAAGCUGCCCAGAGUGGCUGGGGAAACCCAGCCAGAUGGGCAGGGUAUAAAUAAUAAAUUCUAUUCUAUUCUAUUCUGCUGUGAUGUUGCACGGGAUCCUUAGGCAUCCUCUCGCAGCAAGUGUCAGUGGGUCAGCCCUGGCUCCCCCCCCCCAUUUCAGCGCAUAAAUCUCCUGUUGAACUGCACCACCCACUGGCCGGUUGCCCCUGGGCUAUGACACCUUUCGGCAUCUGAGCCCAUAUAUCCCCGAAUUAAUAUCCUCUGGCGCAGAGCCUCCACUGCUCAGGAAAUUAAACUCGCUUGCUGUGUGUUGGAAUAUUUAUCUCUCGGGUUAAUGAGUGUUUGCUGGAGGCGGGGGUGUCAGCGAUAAGGACCCUGAACGCUGCUCUCCAUCCCUUGACUGCAGGAGAUCAAAGCAAAGAUUGCAGAGGGCGAAAUGACUGGCACCGUUUUUAAUAAGCGCAGGAAAGGAGAUGAAAUAACAAAAGGGAAUUGGGUUUCAUGAUGGCUAUAACUGCCCCCUCGAGGUGGGGGCAUGAAGUUAUUUCCCAGCUACCCAUAAUAACAUUUCUUUUACAAAAGGCAUGAAAGUUAGUUCUGCCUACCGACGAUUUUUGAAGACCCUUUAUAAUAAUGAUAAUAAUAAUAAUUUAUUAUUUAUACCCCGCCCAUCUGGCUGGGCUUCCCCAGCCACUCUGGGCAGCUUCCAACAAAAUAUUAAAAUACCGUAAUACAUCAAACAUUAAAAGCUUCCCUAAACCCUUCCCUGUGCAGCUUGGCUCGCUUGCGCGAGUCGCCUCAACAGUUUCCUCUCUGCUUUCUGGCUGCCGCUGCCUUGCAUAACGGGACAGAAUUAGGAGGUGGGUCCUGUCUCCCCUUAGCCCCCCCCAGCAGUGUUUCUUUCUUUCUCCAACGCCGCCUGUAGUAAUGUUGUGACACACCCACCUUCCUCUUCUGUCCUACAAUCCAGCGGGACCCGGCUAAGAGAGGGAAGGUGGUGCCACAGCAUUUACUUUUCAGGACAAAACACAACAGAAGGGGUAGUUGCUGCCACCACUCCCUUGUCCGGGGAUAGCCCAGAAGAUUAACCCAAGGGAGAAGGUUACUCUUCCUUGUUGCCAGCUGCCCCACCCUGCAUUGCUUUACCACAAAUUGCAGGCAGAAAUUCAACAGGUUCCAUAAAUUAAAGGCAGAAAUUCAACAGGUUCAGUAGGAGGCUAAGUGGUCAGACUUUGGAUUCAGACUUUCCCCAGAAAGGAAAAUCCGCCAUUUAAAAUUUAUUUAAAAAACAAGAUUAAACAUACUUAAAAGUAGGCACAUCUCUUAUAUGGUUCAGAAAGGAAAAUAACAACAUUGUAAAGCAUUGCUAGCUAAAUGUACCGUAUUUUUUGUCCUAUGGGGCGCACCGGCCCAUAGGACGCACCUUGGUUUUUUUUGGGGGGGGGGGGAAUGAAUAAAAAAAAUUAUUCCCCCCCCCCGCCGCGGCUGCCGCCCCAAGCCUUGCACACACCUGCCCGAAGCACGGGGCACCCUCCGGAGGGCUCCGCGUGUUUCGGGGUGCAUGCUGCCGCCCCAAGCCUCGCGCGCCCGGCGGGACUUCCUGCUGGGCGCGCAAGGCUUGUGGACACUCGCCCGAAGCACGGGGAGCCCUCCGGAGGAUGCCCCAUGCUUCGGGCAGGUGUGCGCAAGGCUUGGGGAGGAGAGAGGGACAGAGUGCCUGCUUCUUUAAAGGAGCCAACCGGACAGGAGCUGCUUACACUCGUGUAAGCGGCUCCCCUCCCCUCCCGCUUUGCUCCUUUAAAGAAGCAGGCACUCUGUCCCUCUCUCCUCCCCAUUCAGCGGCUCUUCUCCCGCUGGAAACCACGGAGGAGGGAAGCAUUCGCUCCGUAACACGCACAGACAUUUCCCCUUACUUUCUAGGAGGAAAAAAACACGUGUUAUGGAGCGAAAACUACGGUAUUCACACUCCCAGAGUCAGUUGGUUAAAGCAACAGAUAUACAUUUCCCAUAAAUCCUUUGGCCUUUGGUUUUCCCAUAGUGCUUUUCUUCAGCUUGACCAAAAUUUGUCUACUGAAAUUUCCUAACUUCACUACCUCUCUGCUUUGCCUUGCAGACCGCCACCACGGCACCCCCAUGCUGCUGGAAGGGGUGAAGUGUAUCGGGGCCGAGGUGGAGUACGACUCGGAGCAGAGUGAGUGGCAUGGCUUCGACUAGGCCUGCCCCCCAACCCACCGCCUCCUCUUCCUCCUCCUCUUCUUCGAACCCCGCUCGUCCUUCAAAGGGUUUUCUAUGUAUAAAUAUUUUCCGGUUAUAAAGAGCUUGAAACGAGAAUGCCCACCCCAACCGUUCGCUGGCUGCCUGACGCAGAUCGUGCUUGUUUCGUGCCCGCCCCCAUGGCGCUUGUCUUGUGGGUUUUUGGGGGUGCUGCGCUUAACCCCACCCCCCCCACCCUCCCGCCGGUUUCGAAAAGGCGGUUCUGUGGCUUAAGGCGAGAGCCGUCUCUCCGGCCUUCAAACUGCGUCUGUGGAUGUGUGGCUUUUUGUCCAAAAGUCCGUGCCCACCCCAAUUUUUGCAAGCGGGUGCACAUGCGCGGGGGACCCCCAGAGACCAGUUGUGUGUGUGUUGAUUUUCCUCCAGGUUUUAGCAUCGUCUCGCUGCCUGCAAAAGCGUUUCCCGCGGCCGCCCUUUCGCGAGGCUCAGUUUCCCAAGUUGCGCAGUGGCCGAUCGCAUCAGCUGUUCGGCUGAGACCAGUAGCCAUCUCAAAACAGCCAGCAAGUGGCUGCUCCCAAACAGCUGUUUCGGCUGGCUGCUCGGAGGAAGAGAAACCUAUGUUCCUCCAGGCAUUCAGAUAACUUAAGGUUUCCCUGCGUUGCUAUAGAUAGGUCAGGAUUAGUUAGAGAGCCUUUGCCAAGCCAGUGCCCUCUUGAUGUUUUAGGACCGCAACUCCCGGCUGAUGGGAGUUCUAGUCCAAAUCAUCUGGAGAGCGCCUGCUCUGUGAAGCUGACUUAGGGCUGCAUCAGUUGCUGGGGACCAAUUUUACACAGCCGCCCUGCCUUUGGGUUGGGUGCUCUUAUUUUCUUUCGCCUCCCACUUCCCCAUCCUCAGGGCAAACAAGCCUUCAAGGCGGUGCUUUCCUGGGAAGGUUCCCCCAGGCAGAUCAGCCUCUGGCAGAGCCAAACAAGGCAGCCCAUUAUUACGGUAUAGAUGGGGCAGCCCCCAAAGGAGGAAAAAGUUGCCCGGUUGCCCUGCAAGAGUGUGUCUCUUCCCCCUCAAAAAAACCUCCUGUUUCUGCUUUGCUGUAGCCUGGGAAGGUUUGUUCCUUCCCAAGGCUUGAACCCUCCGUUGCCUUUCCAGAGAUGCCCCGAGCGAAUCUCUUCUUCUUGCAAGCCAUACGGUGUCUUGAAACCCCCGCGUCACAGAAAACAUGUGUUUUGUUCUCUCUUCCUUCCUGCUGCGGUUUGUUUGCUUUUUAACGUCUUUUUCAUAUUCAAGAUUUGGACCCUCCGCUCCCGACACGAAAGGAAUGAGUUGCAUUUCCUAGUGAAAUCUACCCACGGCGUGGCUUAAGAGGGCAGGUUGAAGAGCUUUGACUUUUGGAUUUCGCCCCCCAACCCCAAAGCGGUCCCCUGCAACUGGAAAAGUAGCUCUUCAGGGAGCGAGGCUGCCACAGACUGAUGUGCUAGAUUUUUUACUUUCUUCUCCCUUCUCUUUUAAAUGUUAUUUUAAGUUUUCCACUACCUGCAGCAGAACCUCCUGUUUUUGAAAUAAAAAAAUCUGCUCCAGCAGUAGGAGGGAGGCAGUCUGAUGUGCUCCUGCCUCGGCAACCCCAUAACUAGACCACUGCCCUCUCAGGAGCAGCCCUUCUGGAGCAGCAGGGAGGUGAGGGCGCAGGAUGAGACCCAAGGCUCAUGGCUGACCCCUGUUUCAUCUGUCUGAGAUGGGCACCCCUCCAGUGUUGCUGAACUCCCAUUGUCCUUAACCAUUGGGCCACGCUGUCUCAGGCUGCUGAGAGCUGAAGCCCAUCAACAUCUGGAGAACUGCAGAUGUUCUGUUCACUUGUUGGAGCCUUGUCUUUAAACAUGGCGCUUCCUCUCCCAGAUGUGUUUUCUUAACCAUUCUCUUUUCUCUCUCACUUUUUUUUUCUUUUUUCAAAAAAGAUUCAUAGUACAAAGACCAGGAAUGUGAUAUAGUUAAGAAAGAAACCAAUGGGUUUUUUAUGUGCCUAUAUACAUAUACAUAUAUACAUAAAUAUAUAUAUAUAUUCAAAUAAACUUGUGUGUUUUUUGGGUUUUUUAAAAGCAAAAAAAUCUCUAAAGGAAAACAAUAAACUUCAGUUGGAACAAAAAAACCUCCUCUGCUGUCCUGUGUGGAAUGACUGAGGAUGUGGUUGGGGUUUUAAGUUUUCUCUUUUGCAAUGAGGUCUUUUGUCCUCUGCACCCGGCUACCCCCAGCCUGUGGCCUUCCAGGAGGACUACAACUCCCAUCAGGCUGUGCUCCCAUCAGUACCGCAAAGCGCCUGAAGGGGGCGCCCCAUUGGCAAAGUCUGAAUCUUGUGGGUGGGAGGCCAUAUGCUCUGCUGCCACCUACAGGCUGGAGCGCAGUCCAGCGUCUCUUCUGGAGCCUUGUCUAGGUCCCCAAACUGGGUGGCACUGCCCCCUGCAGGUGGGAGGGUGUGUGGUUUCCCCCUUGUUUUAAUCAUACAUUUUGCGUUUUAUAUUUUAUUUUUAUGUUGCGAGCCAUCCUGAGAUUUACAGAUGAAGGGCAGCGUACACAUUAAAUAAAUAAGGCGAGGGGGCAUGAUUAGCAGACCUUGAAAAGCCGGUAUCGCUGGGUCAUCUAUUACUCUUGGAUAUUUAUUUAUACCUUGCCUUCUUCCCUGAUGGGGCUCAAGACGGCUUACAGAUAAAAACCAAGAAUUGCUAAAACAUAGAAACAAACGAACACUGCAAAACAGCUUAUCCUUAGCAGAAUAAUUAAAACUAUACGCACAUCUAGUUUGCUGAAAUAAGCAAACUGGCUUCAAUUGGUCUUGGAAUAAAUGUUGCAAUU
This is a messenger RNA of Podarcis lilfordi (Lilford's wall lizard), 75102 nucleotides long. The record is from the annotation of a GenBank genome assembly. NCBI's taxonomy places the organism in Eukaryota, Metazoa, Chordata, Lepidosauria, Squamata, Lacertidae.